Molecule: messenger RNA, 54411 nt
Organism: Pelobates cultripes (western spadefoot toad)
Lineage: Eukaryota; Metazoa; Chordata; Amphibia; Anura; Pelobatidae
Source: the annotation of a GenBank genome assembly
CAGCCUUCGUGAUAGAAAGAACUCUUAAGAAUUGAAGAUUUCAUUACUUCAUAGGUGAGUGAGCAUCUUAAACAUUUUUUUUAACAUUUAUUCCUCUAUAUAUUUUAGAAAUGUCUUUAUCAAAGCAAGCAGGUGCUUUACUUAGUCAGAGUGCUAAAUAGAACUAUAAAAUCCAACGAAAUGUUUCUCAACUUUAAGAAUUUUGCACGUGUCUUGGCUCGAUAGAUAAAGUGGUACAGAUAAAAACUACUGAUUCUAUUGAUGUGCGCUGCCUAUUACGCAAUAUGUUUACAUGUAUAUUAUGUUUGUGUUUAUUUUGCAUUUCAGGCUAGUAUAACAAUUUAUGUAUUGACCUCUUUAUUUUAAAGGAUUUCUCUCAGCCUGUGGUGGUGACAGUUUCCAUAAUGGCUGAAAAAAUUCGGGAAGACCUUAUACAUGUUACCACCAGUAAUCUGGCCAUUACAAUGAUGGACAACAAUCCUUAUGAAGAUCUUGAUGGCAUAAGUAACAACUCUCUGAACACAGUGUCUGCAAAAAGUUUUAAUCUGCCCUCAAACCAAACUCCGAUGGAUGAAACAGAACUAGUUUUAAAACGGCAUAAAAAUUCUGAAAUAUCAAGUAGCCAGUAUGGCAUUAAUAUUUUUGUGAUUGGAUUUCUUCUUAUGUUUCUUUGCACUUUUGAUAUCGCUGGAGUGAGCAAAUGUGAUUGGAUGAUAUUCUUGGUCGUGCUGGUGUUGAUCCAAAUCUUAUGGAUGCUAUGGUAUAUCUACAUAAGUCACGCUUGCACUCACAAACAAAGAGAGAAGGACUCCCACGCAGGAGCUAGAUGGUUAAGAUGUAAGUAAAAUACUCUUAAAUAAACUGUUCAGAAAAAUUUGGUGUCAAUAUAAACAUAUUUUGGGUCUUUUGGACUGGUUUUAAUAAACAAACCAAUUAGAAUAAACUAUUUAAUAUUGUACUAUAGCUCCGCAAUAUUGUGUAACUUUUUUUUCUUUGCUGCUGUACCCGAUCAUGUUGAUUAUUUUCACCAAGAGUAAGCACUUUUCUUUUUUUCCGGUGAGAUCACAAAAAACCUACACCUUUUCCCUAACAAUUUACAUAUUGCAAAAGAAAGGUUUUCUACUUUUUUGCCCAUUCUUACUCUGCAUUGUUUGGCAUGUUUUGCUUUUUUUGUCUUUUCACUUCUCUUUAUUAAAAAAACAUGCGAGAAUGAAUCCAAGUAAAAGUGUUCAUUGUGUUCUGAAUGCUGUAAUGACGUUAAGCUUGUCAUCAUAUUGGCGUGUGUCUCUACAGAGAAUAGACAUGAGUGGGGUGCGGUCCAACUGCAAAUGAUCACUUAAAGCUUAGGAAUGGAUUUAAAAAGAUCAAUGUAAUGAUCAAUCAUGUAGUGCACCUAUGUGUAUGUGUAUAUCCAUGUGUCAUAAUUAUUCAGGAAAACAUAAUUCUUGUAUAAUAUGUGAAAUCUUGCAACAGGGCUGUUGUAAAUACAAUUAUGAUCUGGGUAAGCCUCUACAGGAGGUCCAGUGAGAAACUUUAUAUAUUAAGAUAAGUCGGAACAUUCUAAUCUUUGGUAGAUAUUUGCCUUGUGUGUUGGAAUAUUAACUUGUUGAUCGUUUCGGAGGAAGGGUGGUGGGGGCUGAAAAGGGUUGUAGUUCCUGGGGUUAAAUCCUUGUUCUUUUUGCCAUUUAGCAAUGUCCCUGAUAAACUUACACUCUUUAAUGUGUUGAUUAAUAUGUUUCAGGGCCGAACUGGGAAAAGAAUUAGGCCCGGCCAUUUUUCAGUCAGAGCGGCCCCCUAAGAAGGGGGAGGGGCCAAAGAGUGUGUGUUUUGUCAUCACUAAUGACAACACGCCCCCUCUCAAAGUGAGCAUGUUGGUUCAAUGCCCAGAGCCCUGCUGAAGAGCUCUGGCAUUAGAAAAAGGCCCUGAAUUUGUUUGCUUUUAAAUUGUCUCUUGUGUCUCCACAAGUGGGAUACCAGAGGACAAAAGGACCAGGAAAGUGCAUGGUGCAUAUGUUCGGAGCCUGCUUGUGGGAUUGCGUGUGUGUAGAGUGUGGUGUGGUAUUGUAUAAAUAGGUCAAUUUAAUUUGUGUUUGUGGUGUAAUAUGUGUGGCUAGGGGCUGUAGAGAGUGUGUGUAUAGGAGGCAUAGUUUUAUAGGGGAUGCAGCGAGUGUGUGCAUACGGGCUGAAGUGUGUGUGUAUAGGUGACGUAGUGUGUGUAGGGGUUGCAGAGAGGGUGUGUUUAGAGAAUGUUGUAUGUGUUUGCUGACAAGGAAUGUAGUGUGUGUGUGUAGGAGAUCUACUGUGUAAAGGACCCAGUGUGUGUGUGUAGAGGAUUAAGAGUGCAUAUAGGGUAAGGGAUCUAGUGUGUAUCUGGAGCGUAAUGUGUAGUGGUGCAGUGUGAGGGGUGCUGUAGUGUGUGUGUGUGUGUGUGUGUGUGUGUAUGUAUAUAUAUAUAUAUAUAUAUUGACUUAUUGUAUGUGUGAGGGGCGCAGUGUGUGUAUGUAAGAGGGGUGCUGUGUGUGAGGGUGUUUUUAUCUGCUGUCACAUUCUAGGUUUCUAAUUUUCUUUGUCUGUUAACUCACUGAGGGUUAUUUUAUAUAUAUAUAUAUGUGUGUGUGUGCUGUAUAUGUGUGGGAGUGUGCUGUGUGUGUGAGUGAGGGUGCUGUGUGUGUCUGGGUGCUGUGUGUGUCUGGGGGGUGCUGUGUCUGGUGCUGUGUGUGUCUGGGUGUGCGGUGUGUGUCUGGGGGUGCUGUGUGUGUCUGGGUUCUGUGUGUGUCUGGGUGUGCUGUGUGUCUGGGUGCGCUGUGUGUGUCUGGGUGCGCUGUGUGUGUCUGGGUGGCUGUGUGUCUGGGGGUGCUGUGUGUGUCUGGUGGUGCAGUGUGUGUCUGGGUGCUGUGUGUGUCUGGGUGCACUGUGUGUCUCUGGGUGCGCUGUGUGUCUCUGGGUGCGCUGUGUGUGUCUGGGGGUGCUGUGUGUGUGUGGGUGCUGUGUGUGUCUGGGUGCAGGUGUGGUGUCUGGGUGCGCCUGUGUGUGUCUGGGUGCUUCGUGUGUGUCUGGGUUCUGUUUUGUGUCUGGGGUGCUGUGUGUGUCUGGAGGUGCUGUGUGUGUCUGGGUGCUGUGUGUGUCUGGGAGGCUGUGUGUUUCUGGGGGUGCAGUGUGUGUCUGGGUUCUGUGUGUGUCUGGGGGUGCAGUGUGUGUCUGGGUUCUGUGUGUGUCUUGGGGUGCAGUGUGUGUCUGGGGGUGCUGUGUGUGUCUGGGGGUGCUGUGUGUGUCUGGGGGGUGCUGUGUCUGGGUGCUGUGUGUGUGAGUGAAUGUAUUUUUUAUUUAAAUGUAAAUAUAUAUUUUUUACUAAUAAUAAUAAAAAAAAAAAAUAUUUCCCCCCCUCCCUUCUUACCUUUAUCCUGGGAGGGGGGGGAGGAGAUCAGUUCUGCCUGGGGGGUGGGGAGCCAUGCUGCCUUCCCUGGUGGUCCAGUGGUGAGAGUAAACUCUAACAUGCAGGUUAGAGUUCACUCUCGCGAGAUCUGAGAGUUGCCGCGGCAACGCUCAGAAUCCCGCGAGAGGACCGGUGGAGCUGCUUGUUAGAGCUCCGCCGGGUCCUCUCUCCUCCCUCCCUCCCUCACCCAGCCGGCGGCCGCAUCUCCCUGCCUCUGGGCCGGUGAGGGAGAUCUUUGAUCUCCCCACCGGCCCACGGAGGCACACAGCAGGGCCGGCGCUCGGAUAGCGCUGGCCCUGCAGGGGCUGGCAGGGGAGAUCCUGUGAUCUCCCUGCCGGCCUCGGCAUCUCCAUGUGACCUCCCUGCCGGGCCUAUGUUUCCAUCUCCAUGUGACAGCAGUGGACGGACUGCAGGAGAGCCAGGGACAUAUUGUGUGCUAAGUCCAAAGGGAGAUUUAAGAGACUUCUUAAAUCUAUAGCUUACAUAGUAAACUUAUUUCGUCCUGCAGCCUGGCCAGUCAGAGUUGUAUCAUUUAAUUCCCCAAUCAACCUCUAAGGGACCAAUUACCAUCUAUGUUGUCAGAACAAUCUGUUCUUCAUGGUGUACUCUUCGCCUAUUGUUCCAGCGUGUUAACCAUGUUUUGUUGGAAUUUAAUAUUUGUUUUGUUUACAUAUUGUACAGCGCUGCAGAAUAGGUUGGCUCUAUAUGAAUCAUUUUAAGUGCAAUUGUAACCGGAUACAAUUUUAAUGACCCCAUAUGGGUCUCUCAGGAACAUAUAUGUGGGGAAUUACAUUCUUGAAUAUAUUUGGGUACCAUUUUUGGUAAUACAAAGUUUAAUAGUUGGUCAUUAAGAGAUUAUAUAGGUGAUGUGUCUUACUUAUCUGGGCCAAGACACUAACAGAAAUGGAGACAUUGUCUGUGAUAGCAUAACACUGUGUAAUACUUAUUUUGUAAUAUUUCUUUAAUUGGAACUCAACUGCAGCAUUUCUUGGUUGCAACAACAAUAAGGUUCACCUCCUUUUAUAUUGGUAUGAAACUAUGGUCACUGUACCUUUAAAUAUCCAUGUAGGUAAAAUUAGGCUUUGUAGCAAUCCCUUAUGAGUAAGAGGAAUAAUUAGACAAAGUGACACUUUAGUGAGUUUUAGAUACUGUGUAAUAUAAAUAAUAGUAAUUGACUUGUUUGGUAAAAGUAUUACUUAACUUAAAGGCAGUUCUGGCACUGGAAGGGUUAAUUCACCCAAUGAAGGAGAAAUUAGAAGUCUGUUUCAACAAGCUGAGAACUAGGAGUGGAGAGUGGGGAAGUCCGUUUUAACAAGCCGAGGUCUGGGAGUGGAGAAGGUAGAAUUCAGAGUUACAAGCCGAGGUCUAGGAGUGGAGAAGGUAGAAAUCCGUUUACAAGCCGAGGUCGAGAAGUGGAGAAGGUAGAAAUCCGUUUACAAGCCGAGGUCGAGAAGUGGAGAAGGUAGAAAUCCGUUUACUAGCCGAGGUAUAGAAGUGGAGCAGGUAGGAUCAGAAGUAGAGCAGCUGAUCUUCAUGCAGCACCUGUGCGAAUAAUCCAGCCCUUUGAAUCUGGCGCGGUCCUCCUAAGUAUCGUGGAGGGACCGCGUCAGAGAAAGGGGCGGGGCUGAGCGCCGUGAACCCGGAAGUGGGUUCCGGCGAUAAAUUACAUGCCAUGCUAUACCUGACAGUACCCCCUUCCCAUGGGGCAUCCUCUGGGUGCACUAUUUCGGUUUGGAGGGAUAGCGUUUGUGAAAGGCAGUAACUAACCUCCUAGCAUGUACAUUGGAUGAAUCUUCCCAAGUGUCUUCAUCAACUCCAUAACCUUUCCAUCUGAUAAGGUAUUGUAAGGAGCCACGGUGGACACGAGAAUCCAAAAUUUUGUGAAUUUCAUAUUCUUCUUCACCUUGGACAAUGAUAGGUUCAGGAGUUGUUACUAUUUCUCUAUAAAAAGGAUCAGGGAUGUGUGGUUUAAGUAAGGAGACAUGGAAUACUGGAUGAAGUUUAAAACUUGGAGGAAGUUUUAGUUUAACAACGUUAUCAUUAAUGAUAGUAAUUACUUGAAAGGGACCAAGAAAAAGAGAGCUCAAUUUCUUUGAAGGACGGCUUGUGGUAAUAUUCCUUGAAGAGAGCCAGACAAGAUCCCCUACCUUGUAAGGAGGGGGAAUUCUUCUAUUAUUGUCAAAAAACUUUUUCUGGUUAUUUUGGGCGAGUUGAAGAUUCUCCCGUAAUUUGAAAAAUAGAGAAGACAUAAAUUCAUUUUUUGAUGUAACAGUAGGAUUGGAUGAAGUAAUGGUUUGGAUGGGGAAUGAAGACGGAUGAAAACCAUAGUUGGAGAAGAAAGGAGUCAUUUUCGUACUAGAAUGAAUGGUAUUAUUGUAAGAAAAUUCGGCCAUAGGUAACCAUGUGGUCCAGUCAUCUUGGAGGUAUGAACAAUAACAUCGAAGAUAUUGUUCCAAACAUUGAUUAACCCUUUCUGUUUGCCCAUUAGUUUGGGGAUGAUAAGCGGAAGAGAGUUUGCGUUGAAUUUGAAGGGAGAGACACAUCUCUUUCCAGAAUUUGGAGGUAAAUUGUGUCCCCUAUCAGAAAUAAUUUCUUCAGGAAGACCAUGAAGUUUCACAAUAUUGUCAAUAAAGACCUUAGACAAUUCUACAGAGGAGGGUAAUUUUUUUAAAGAAAUGAAAUGGGACAUUUUUGUGAAGCGAUCCACAACGACAAGAAUAGUGGUGAAAUGUUGAGAAGGUGGAAGAUCAACGAUAAAAUCCAUAGAAAUGGAUUGCCAAGGUUUUUCUGGAAUAGGUAAGUUAAGUAGUAAUCCAAAAGGUUGAUUAUGUUCUGGUUUAGACCUUUGACAGAUAGGACAUGUUUUGACAUAUAAUGCAAUGGUUCUAUCCUGGAGAGGCCACCAAUAAUAUCGUGAAGUUAGUUCAAGUGUUUUCUUUAUUCCAGGAUGUCCAGCUAGGGGGGAAUCAUGAACCAUCUUAAGUAAUUUAUUCCUAAGAAUGGGAGGAAUAUAAAUUCUAUUUUUAAAAUAAAAUAGACCAUCCUUUUUUAUUAGUAUAGGUGUUUUGGGAAGUUCAAGAUCCUUCUGAUUCAAAUUCUUUAUGUCAUCAUGAAGAGAAGAGAGGAUUCCUAUUAUUUUGGUAGAAGGAUAAUCAUCAGUAGUAGUUUUAGAAGGAAUUCGAGAAAGAGCGUCAGCCUUUUUAUUUCUAUUUCCAGGUCUGUAUAUUAAUUGGAAGUUAAAUCGGUUAAAGAAUAGGUUCCAUCUAACUUGUCUAGCUGUAAGGGUUUUGUUAGUAUAGAGAUAUUCAAGAUUUUUAUGGUCAGUAUAAACUAUUAUAGGUUGUUUUGUAUCUUCCAGAAGAUGACGCCAAUUUUCGAAGGCAGCUUUAACACAUAAUAAUUCUUUUUCACCAAUAGGAUAAUUUUUUUCAGCAGAGCUCAAGGAUCUUGAAAAAAAGGCAACUGGAUGAAGUGGAUCUUGUGGAGUCUUUUGUUGAGAAAGAACUGCUCCGAUGGCUGCAUCUGAUGCAUCAACUUCAAGAACAUAUAGGAAUGUUGGAUUAGGUAGUUGUAGAAUAGGUGCAGUUGUAAAUCUUUUUUUUAAUUCGUCGAAGGCUGUUUGAGCAUCUUUAUUCCAAUUAAAAGGACGUUUACUACUGUUGAGGAGGUUAAGAGGAUGUGAUACAUCCGAAUAGUUUCUAAUAAAUUUUCUAUAGAAGUUUGCAAAUCCAAGAAAACGUUGUAAUUCUUUUGUAGUAGUAGGAGCAGGCCAAUCAAUAAUACAUUUGAUUUUGGAAUUAUCCAUCUUCAAAGAAUGAGGUGAAAUAAUGUAUCCUAGAAAAGAGAAUUCAGUAACCUCAAAAAGGCAUUUUUCUGGUUUAGCGUAUAAUUUAUGAGUUCUCAGUCUAGAUAGAACCCAUCUAACAUGUUUCCUAUGUUCAUCCAAAUUGUUAGAAUAUAUUAAGAUAUCAUCUAAGUAGAUAAUAACACAUACAUCCAGAAGAUCUCUAAAGAUAUCAUUGAUAAAAUGUUGAAACGUUGCAGGGGCAUUACAGAGCCCGAAAGGCAUCACUAGAUAUUCGUAGAGACCAUAUCUUGUCCGGAAGGCGGUUUUCCAUUCAUCAUCCUGUUUUAUUCUAAUGAGGUUAUAUGCGCCUCGAAGGUCGAGUUUAGUGAAUAUAGUUGCAGUUCUUAACCUUUCAAUUAAUUCAUUUAUUAGUGGAAGAGGAUAACGAUUUUUAAUAGUUAUUUUAUUUAAGGCUCUGUAAUCUAUAAUAGGGCGGAUGGUUUGGUCUUUAUUCUUCACAAAGAAAAUACUAGAAGCAGCUGGGGAGGUCGAGGGUCUGAUGAACCCUUUGCGUAAAUUUUCAUUAAGAUAUUCUUUUAAAAUUUCUAACUCCUUUUCAGAGAGUGGAUAAAUAUGACCAUAAGGAAUAGGAGCUCCGGGUAUGAGAUCUAUUGGGCAAUCAUAUACCCGAUGAGGAGGAAGUGUUUCCGCUUCUUUUUUACAAAAGACAUCUGCAAAAUCGGAGUAGAAUGGAGGUAUAACUGGUUCUACAGUAGUUUGGAGAAUAGGAAUGUGUUGUAAGCACGUUUUUUUACAGAAAUCAGAAGCAAAGGAGAUGGAGAAGGGAGACCACUUAAUUAAAGGAUCAUGGUUUUUUAACCAAUUAAUUCCUAGAAUGACGGGAUAAAGUGGAGAUUUAAUAAUAUCAAAUGUAAUGAAUUCGAAAUGUACGUUGUUGGUAAUCAUUCUUAGAGGGAUUGUUUCAUCUUUGAUGGGUCCUGAGGAUAUAAAUGAACCGUCAAUAACUCUGAUUGGAAUAAAAUUGGUUUUUUGAACACAAGGAAUUUUAUUUUUUGAAACAAAAGAAAAAUCAAGAAAAGUUCCAUUAGCACCAGAAUCAAUGAUGGCCUCAGUCACGAUUCUUUUUGUAUCCCACUGUAAUAUGAGAGAUAUAGAAAAAUAAGUAGAUGCUUUUCUUUUUUGAAAAACGUUCAAUAUAGAGGUAGAUGAAUGAAGCUUACCACCUUUUGAAUGUUUCAGUAGAGGACAUUCGGAAAUUAGAUGUUCAUUCGAAGCACAAUACAUACAUAAGUUUAGUUGUCUCCUUCUUAUUCUUUCUUCAGAAGUAAGAGGACUUUUUAUUAUACCUACUUCCAUAGGUUCAGUUUGUGGAGGAAUUUUUUCAGGUAGUUUUAGAGUAGUGAAAGGUUUUCUCCAGGUAGAAUUAGUAAGAACCCUUUCAGCUUUUCUUUCUCUUAGACGUCUAUCAAUACUGAUAGACAGUUGAAUCAAUGCAUUUAAGGUAGGAGGAAGUUCUGUACGAGAGAGUUCAUCUUUCACAGCUUCAGAUAAUCCGAGACGGAAUUGAUUGCGUAAAGUAAUGUCAUUCCAUUGGGUUUCUGUAGCCCAUCUUUUGAAUUCUGCAAUAUAAUCUUCAACAGGUCUAUUCUUUUGGUGUAAUGUUCUGAUGGUUAAAUCAGCAGUAGUUUGUUUAAAAGGAUCUUCAUAUAAUAAAGACAUAGCUUCAAAGAACUCAUCCAAUGAAUCCAAUAUGGGAUCAUCAUUUUCCAAAAAGGAAUGGGCCCAUGCCAUAGGUUCACCUCUUAAAAAAGAGAUCACUGAACAGACUUUGGAUCUUUCGGUGGGAUAAGAUCUAGGUUUUAAAGCAAUUAGUAGUUUGCAAGAAUUCAAAAACUCUCUGUACUUUGUUCUAUCUCCAUGAAAUUUUUCUGGAUUACAGACAGCAGGAUCACCAGCCGAUUGAAGAGCAGCAUGAGGAAGAUGACCUUGAAUGUCUCUAACAUAGGUUAAUAUUCUCUCAUUUGUAAUUUGCAGUUCCUGUAACCCUUGAGCAAUCGUAUCCACUCUAUUGGUUAGGGCAGAAACUUGAGAGUUAAUAUCUGCUGGUUCCAUUGAAUGGCUGGAUUAUUCUGUUAUUCUGUAAUACUUAUUUUGUAAUAUUUCUUUAAUUGGAACUCAACUGCAGCAUUUCUUGGUUGCAACAACAAUAAGGUUCACCUCCUUUUAUAUUGGUAUGAAACUAUGGUCACUGUACCUUUAAAUAUCCAUGUAGGUAAAAUUAGGCUUUGUAGCAAUCCCUUAUGAGUAAGAGGAAUAAUUAGACAAAGUGACACUUUAGUGAGUUUUAGAUACUGUGUAAUAUAAAUAAUAGUAAUUGACUUGUUUGGUAAAAGUAUUACUUAACUUAAAGGCAGUUCUGGCACUGGAAGGGUUAAUUCACCCAAUGAAGGAGAAAUUAGAAGUCUGUUUCAACAAGCUGAGAACUAGGAGUGGAGAGUGGGGAAGUCCGUUUUAACAAGCCGAGGUCUGGGAGUGGAGAAGGUAGAAUUCAGAGUUACAAGCCGAGGUCUAGGAGUGGAGAAGGUAGAAAUCCGUUUACAAGCCGAGGUCGAGAAGUGGAGAAGGUAGAAAUCCGUUUACAAGCCGAGGUCGAGAAGUGGAGAAGGUAGAAAUCCGUUUACUAGCCGAGGUAUAGAAGUGGAGCAGGUAGGAUCAGAAGUAGAGCAGCUGAUCUUCAUGCAGCACCUGUGCGAAUAAUCCAGCCCUUUGAAUCUGGCGCGGUCCUCCUAAGUAUCGUGGAGGGACCGCGUCAGAGAAAGGGGCGGGGCUGAGCGCCGUGAACCCGGAAGUGGGUUCCGGCGAUAAAUUACAUGCCAUGCUAUACCUGACACACUGCUACCCAUCAGUUCACUUAAAACAGAAGGCCAUUUUUUUUGGAAAAUAACAAAUCAAACGUUAGCACACACUUAUAUUUUCUGCUAUGUUUUUUUCUUCUUCAUUGAAUGUUCUGUUUUCUUUCAAAAUGUAUAUUAACGUUUCAGAAUGUUGCGUCUCAAUCAAGUAUAGCUCAUAACACAGCCAUGAAGCACAAUGAAUGUGAGGAGGAGAACAGAAUAUUGUUUGGAUUUUACCUCUAUGGUUAAAAAAAAGGCAAGAUUUGUAGUGAUGGUAGACAGGGAGCCAAAAUGGAGACAUUCACUUUCAGGCUACAUAUGCGGACUUCUACAUUUAAUUUCACUUUUCAAAGCAAAAAUCCAUUUUCUAAAUAUACGGGAUAUGGCAUCUGAACAUAAAUGAUCUCAAAUCAUAAAAGGACAAGACAUGUUCUAUAAGUGCUUAUAUUUUUUGACAAAAAUAUGGAUACAUAAAUUAAGACUUUGAGUAAUUAGCAAGUCAUAAGAGAGACCUGAUCGGCUCCCUCCAUGUUAAAAAUAUAAAAGGAAAAUCUAAAAAAUAUGCUUAGCUACGAUACAGUUUUACAUUGCCUCAGUGAUAUCAAUUCAAAUUUUUAUUUACAGAAAAAUCAUAGACAAAACUAUUCAUAGUUUUCUCGCAGAAAAGGCCCAGACUGUACAUUAAAAAUGCACUAUUUAAAAUAAAUAAACAUAAAAAAUACAAAGAUUACUACUAACUCUAGAUUGCGUGUAAAAUUCUAUCUAUACUCAUAGAAACUUAAAAAAAAGAGGAAAUGCAAAUUCAUUUUAUUUUUAUAACAAACACAGUGUUUUUUCACUAACGUCGGAAUUGUUUAAAAUUCAAAGUGAAUUCCAAAUUAAAGGCUAAAGCACACAAACUGGAAACAUAUAUAUGAUUUAUAUAAUCUUUCUAGUUAAACUAUCUUGGACUUACAUUUGAAAUUCACUCUGAAUUCUUGAAAAUUCUCAGUUUAGUGAAUGACCCUGUUUAUUAUACUGCUACUGUCUCUGUAAUGUCCUUAGAAAACUGUAUACAAAUCUUUUGACUAAUGCAUCUUUUGAACAGGUGGAAUCGCCAUAUUUGCAAUAACCACCUUAAUCAUGGACUUCUUGAAGCUGGGCUUCUUUGUUGGAUAUAUGGAAUGCAUGCCAUUAAUUGAAGGGAUUUACCCAGCUGCACAUAUAGUUCAUACGAUCGUCCAGGUAAGUGACUGUGCAGGUGUUUUAUAUUUGGUUACGUCAUGUGUUCAUUGCCAUCAGACAUUCUAAAUAAUAAAACAGUUCAAACUAUAUCUUGCCUGAAAACUGUUCCUCUUUCAGCGGCACAGUCACGCUUUCCCUGGUGUCCCAAAUCUAGGGAGAUGUGGUGUUCCACAUCUAGGAACACCAGGGAAAUGGCCUCACACAGCAGAAUGCGAUUGAAUCAUUAGACGUGCUUGCGUUAUACAUCGGACAUUACGAUCUUGCUGGAAAGCAAUCAGCAGCUCUCCCUGCAUGGUCCAGGCUGCAUGUCAGUUGGUGGGCUCACCCCUUUUUUGGACAAGACACCCUUUUUCCAAAGGCCACACCCUUGGUGGACGUCUCUAGUGACAUGGCUCACGUCACUGGAGACGCACACUUGGGUUUCCGCCCAUCCUGACUUGCAGAAGCCACAUGUUGGAAGGUAUGCUAUAUAUUAAAAUAUUAUAGCUUAUCUCUACAUAGUUACAUAGCUGAAAAAAGACUUUCGUCCAUCAAGUUUAGCCUUCCUCACAUAUGUUUUUGCUGUUGAUCCAAAAGAAGGCAAAAAAACUAGUCUGAAGCACUUCCAAGUUUGCAACAAACUAGGAAACAAUUCCUUCUUGAUCCCAAAAUAGCAGUCAGAUGUCUCCUUGGAUCAAGCAGCUAUUACCCCACUAAUUAGAAAUUAUAUCCCUGUAUAUUAUGUUUUUGCAAGUAGUUAUCCAAUUGCAGUUUAAACAUCUGUAUGGACGCUGAUAAAACCACCUCUUCAGGCAGAUAAUUACAUAUCCUUAUUGCUCUUACUGUAAAAAAACCUUUUCUUUGCCUUAGAUGAAAUCUCCUUUCUUCCAGUCUAAAUGUGUGACCUCAUGAAUAGAUUUCCAGAUAAUGGUUUGUACUGGCCCCAAAUAUAUUUGUAUAAUGUUAUCAUAUCCCCACUGAGGUGCCGUUUUUCCAAACUAAAGAUAUUAAAACAUUUUAACCUUUCUUCUUAACUAAAAGGUUCCAUUCCUUCUAUCAAUUUUGUAGCUUGUCUCUGCACUUUUUCUAAUGCCAUGGUAUCCUUCUUUAGAACAGGUGCCCAAAAUUACACAGCAUAUUCAAGGUGUGGUCUUAUCAGCGAUUUAUAAAGAGGCAAAAUUAUAUUUUCAUCUAGAGAAAUUAUGCCCCUAUUUAUACAUGACAAAACCGUACUGGCCUUAGCAACUGCAGAUUGACAUUGCAUAUUGCUGCCUAAUUUGUUGUCUAUAACAAUUCCCAAAUCCUUCUCAUGUGUGGUUAUCCCUAAUUCACUAACAUUUAGAGUGUAAGUUGCUUGUGCAUUCUUGACCCCGAAGUGCAUAACUUUGCAUCUCUCUACGUUAAAUUUCAUCUGCCAUUGUAGUGCCCAGUUCCCCAAUCUAUCCAAAUCCCUCUGCAGCAAAGAAAUAUCCUGCUCACAUUUUAUUACUUUACAAAGUUUUGUGUCAUCUGCAAACACUGAAACAUGGCUUUCAAUGCCUAUUUCAAGAUCAUUUAUAAAUAUGUUAAAUAGAAGUGGUCCCAAAACAGAACCCCGAGGGACGCCACUUACCACUUUUAUCCAGCCUGAAAAUGUACCAUUAAUGACAACUCGUUGUACUCGAUCCUUAAGCAAAUGUUCUACCCAAGAACAAGAAUAAUCAUCUAUUCUACACCAAUUUCUUUUAAUUUGAAGACUAACCUAUUGUGAGGAACCGUAUCAAAUGCCUUGGAAAAAUCCAAGUAUAUCACAUUACUGAUUUACUGAUGUCCUUAAACAUUACUGAUUUAUAGGAAUUCACGCUAUCCCUUUACAGAUUAAAAAAAAAUAAAAACCUAUUUCUUAUUUGUGCUAGUACCUAGCUUAAUUUUUCCUGAAGGUCAAGAGUUCCCUCAAAAUUCUUGUUGCACAGAAUAGGCAGGCCCGCACAGAAGAGGCAGGCCGCAGCCUUCAGAAUCAGGCAGGGACCAUUACUGAAGCACUCUCUGUAUGGUUCUAGUGCAUAUCGCAAGCACAUCUAAUGGCUGUGGGACACCAGGGAAUUAAAACAGAAUGGCAGGAGAGACCCCCGCUUUAAUUCCCACUUUGUCCAACCAAAAGUGGGACAGUUAUGAGGCCUGUCUGUGGCAUCGCUGCGAGGAAGUGAUUUCAGACCACUUCCUCCUAGUACUCAUGGAAACUACACAGAAGGUUAGAAGAGGUGCCAGAAGCCUGCAAUCCUUUACCUGCCCAAUGCUCCAUACACCCCAAAGAAGCCACCCUACAGAUGUAAAAUGGUGGCUAAAUACAAUAUACAUUUUAAGUGUUAAUGUAGUAAAGUAUAUGUAACUGGGUGUUUACCAAUGUGUGUAUAUCAGAGUGUAUGUGUAGCAGAGUAUGUCUAUAUGUCUAGUAGGGUUUGGAUGUGUAUUUAUCAGUGUGAUUGUGUGUUUGUUUAUACAAAGUGUGUUUUUGUGUCUGGCAGUGUGAACUGUAAGUAUAUAUCCCUGUUUGGAAUGCAUAUUUGUACACCUGAUUGUGUCUGUGAUUGUGUCUCUCUCUCUGGGAGAGAAUAUCUCUGUCUGUGUUUGGAAGUGUGUGUGUUGGAUGACCUAUCUAGUGGACCUGUAAGGGGUCCAAAGAAUUUUAAUGGCGGCCCUGAGGACAAUAUUUAGGAUUAUAUAAAGAACCUGAUUGCAAUGGAACACUUUUGAAAUAGGUAAACUUGUGAGAGAAGCAUCUAGGCCUCCUUAUAGAUAAAGUCACUCCAACAAGGCCCAGUGGUUUUUACCAUGCAAAAUUAUCAACAAUUAAACCCCACAUGGCUAUUAUAAUUCCAAAUAGCUAUUCCUAAAUAGAGGAAAUGUGAAAGUGUAGAACCGAUCUUAUGGUCUUGUAUGUAGACAUUAAAGGGUUAAUUUUAUAGGUUUAAAUGGCACUGCUCCUGUUAUGAGAAAGGAUCUCUUAUAUUAAGAAGUUGGACCAUUUUAAAUGGAGUGCUUCUGGCCCCUUUAUUAUUUCUAGAGUCUAUAGUUUAGCUUUCCAGCAAUAUCUUACAAGUGGCCCACUUAGGAUUAAUUAUCACCUUUUACUUUGCAGUUAGGGAGGAAUUGUGUCUGAUUAGAGAGGCUGAUGUUUCAAUCUCCAUUUUCCAUUUAAACUAGGACGUGUGCAUUGAGAAGUGUAGUUUUAAUCCAAAACCCAGAGAUUAUUGUUGUCCCAGGAUUGCAUGUACUAUGAGGAGGAAUUGAUAUUUUGAAUGAAGAAAUAGCUAUACUUUUGAAUUUCAAUGUCCCUAUGGCAUACCAACCAACAUUUGAAACAUGUAAAGAGGAACAUUUUAAUUAUAGGGACGUAAGUGAGGGUGUGGCCAGGGGCGGGACUAUUCUGAGAAAUUUUUAGGUCACUUAGUAAUAACAAUUUAUACAUCUAAAAUGUAAGUUAGAAGAAGAACAAUGCAUCUUAUUUACACAAACUGAUUUCUAAACUCAUUUAUUGUAGUUGAAAGACACAUUACUGCGAGUAUUAUUGCUGCAAAGCUCUUUUAAAAACUGAGACCCACCAACAAUAUGAAGCUCCUAGAAAAGAAGGACAUUAGGAUAGAAAAGAGGGUCAGAUGAAUUUGGAUCCAAAAUAGGGACUGUACCUCCUAAAUAGGGACACUUAAAGGACCACUAUAGUGCCAGGAAAACAUACUAGGGGCCCCCCUCCCACCGGGCUCUAGGGUGUGGAAGGGUCUAAAUUUACCUCUUUUUCCAGCGCUGGGCAGGGGACUCUCCUCCUUCCUUUCCUCCUCCUUCUCAUUGUCAUUGGCUGAAUGCGCAUGCACGGCAUGAGCUGCGCGCGCAUUCAGCCAGUCCAUAGGAAAGCAUUCUCAUUGCUUUCCUAUGGACGCUGGCGUCUUCUCACUGUGAAAAUCGCAGUGAGAAGCGCGAAAUGAGACAGCCACUAGAGGCUGGAUUAACCCUAUUAUAAACAUAGCAGUUUCUCUGAAACUGCUAUGUUUAUAGAAGAAAGGGUUAAACCUAGCUGAACCUGGCACCCAGACCACUUCAUUAAGCUGAAGUGGUCUGGGUGCCUAUAGUGGUCCUUUAAGAGGUAUGAUGUGGGUGUGAAUAAAGCUGUUGGAUUUCAAUACAUGACUAUUGGUUUGGCUUCUAAUAUUUUCUCUUUGUAUCAUCCUGAAGAUGAUUUAUAUUUGCAUCAUGUGAACUCAUGAGCAUAUAUUUUUUUUGGUCCGUGGACCAUCAUUAGGAAAAAGCAUAUUUUUUUUCAUAUUGGUCUACAAUUUAAUUACAUUUUUGGUUAAAGUAAUAUCCAUAAAUGAAGACAUCAUGUACAGUUGUUUUGCAAUUUGGAUUUGAAAAACAUUAUAAUUAUUAUGUCAAAUAAUGAAUUUCAUUUUUAACUCUAGUAGUUAAAGGACCAGUUUGUGUGACAUAACAACUUCAUCAUAAUUAAGUUGUUAUGUGACAAGGAUGUCCCUGGAGCUGGCUCACCUUAAAAGUUUAAACCGUUCUCAAAUGGCUUAACCUAAAGGUCUGUGUUCCAGCGCUGAAUAUGCUUGCUUCUCUAUCCUUCUGUUUUCUCAAAAUUAAGAGACUGGAAGGCUCUUCAAGAAUCAUACAGUGAGGGAAAAAGUAUUUGAUACCCUGCUGCUUUUGAACGUUUGCCACUGACAAAGGAAUGAUAAGUCUAUAAUUUUAAUGGUAGGUGUAUUUUAACAGUAAGAGACAGAAUAACAAAAAUAAAAUUCAGAAAAACACAUGUCAAAAAAGUUAUAGAUUGAUUUGCAUGUCAAUGAGUGAAAAAAGUAUUUGAUCCCCUAUCAAUCAGCAAGAUUUCUGGCUUCCAGGUGUCUUUGAUACAAGUAACGAGUUGAGAUUUGGAGCAUUCUUUUAAAUGAAGUGCUCCUACUCUGAGCUUGUUACCUGUAUAAAAAGAAGCAAUCAAUCAGAUUCCAAACUCUCCACCAUGGCAAAGACCAAAGAGCUGUCCAAGGACAAGAUUGUAGACCUACCAGGGCCGUCUUUAACGUUGGGCAAAUAGGGCAGCUGCCCUGGGCCCAGUUACUGUUGGGUGGCCCUUCGUCCCUUGAACAUUUUUUUUCCCCCAUGGGGCCGACGGCCUGCACAUUAAGGAGUCCACCAGGUGGGUAUUUGUAAGCAGGGGCCUGGUUACACCCUGUAGCCCUUUAUCAGCGCAACCGGGCCCUCUGCUUUUCGGCAGCACUGGGAGGAAGUGACGGCCACGAGUCACUUCCUCCCACUAAGGAGAGGAGCCACGUGGGAGAUGAAGGAGGGGGCUGGGCAGUUAGAGGCAGCCUCAGCCUCCAGUCUGGACACCGGGGAAACCACCCUCCAAGGUAGGAAACGAGAGGAUGGGUUUAAAAGUGUAAAUUUAUGCCAGUAUGUCUGUGUGUAUGUCAGUAUGUCUGUGUGUGUAUGCCAGUAUGUCUGUGUGUAUGUCUGUGUCAGUGUAUGUGUCUGCGUGUUUGUCAGUGUGUAUGUCUCUGUGUAUGUGUGUUAGUAUGUCUGGCAGGGGGCAGGGUCCAGGGGUCCCAAGCAAAUGGUUGCCCAGGGUCUGGUCAACAUUAAAGACAGCCCUGAGACCUACACAAGGCUGGAAUGGGCUGCAAGACCAUCGCCAAGCAGCUGAAAUCCUACAACGCCCCCUGCUCAAGAAAGCACAUGUACAGGCCCGUCUGAACAUUGCCAAUGAACAUCUGCAUGAUUAAGAGGAGAAUUGGGUGGAAGUGUUGUAGUCAGAUGAGACCAAAAUCUCUUUGGAAUCAACUCAACUCGCUGUGUUUGGAGGAGGAAUGCUGCCUAUGACCCCAAGAAAACCAUCCCCACCUAUGGCCGGACUGGGGAAAAAAAUGGAGAGGGGGCGGGGCCAGAGAGGGUGUGUUUAGUCAUCCCCAAUGACAAGCACGCCCCAUUUAAAGUGAGCAUGUUGGGUCAAUGCUCUUCCAGGGCAGACCAUGCACAGAGCUCUGCUGAAGAGCUCUAGCAUGAGAAAAAAGGCCCUUUAUUUAUUCUGCACAGCAUUGUGUUUGUUUGAAACUUGUCUCAGGGGUUUCCAUAAAUGGGAUACUCACUGUAUCCUAUUUAUGGAGACACUAUGUGUUUGCUUACAAGGAAUCUAGUGUGUGCAUAGGGGAUCCAGAGUGUGUAUGUCAGAAAUGUAGUGUGCGUGUGUAGGUGGUGCAGCGUGUGUGUAGGGUAUCUAGUGUGUGUUUGAAGGACCUAGAGUGUGUAUAGGAGAUCUAGUGAGUGUGUGUGUAGAGGAUUCAGAGUGUAUAUAUAGAUCUAGUGUGUGUAUAUCUGUAGAUGUGUGUAUGUGUGUUAGGGUGCUGUGUGAGGGUGAUAUGUGUGUGUUAGGGUGCUGUGUGUGUGAGUGAGGGUGCUGUGUGCUAGGGUGCUGUGUGAGGGUAACGUGUGUGUGUGUGUUAGGGUGCUGUGUGAGUUUGGAGGGAUUGUGUGUUUGGGGGAGGCAGGUUAAUGCCAGGAUUUAUGUAUUUAGAUUUUUAUAAUAAAAAACAAACAAAAAAAAAGGCAUUAUAUCACUUCCUCUUACCUGUAGCCUGGGAGGGGGGACCCUGCUGCCAUCCAUCCCUGGUGGUCUUGUGAAACCCUGAGCGUUGUCAUGGCAACUCUCCGAAUCUCGCAAGAGGAACCCGGCAGAGCUGCAAGAUAGAGCUCCUCCGGGUCCUCUCCAGUUUCUCUCCCCUGCCGGCGGCCGCAUUUCACUACAUGUGGGUUGGUGAGGGAGAUCUUUGAUCUCCCCACUGGCCCGUCAAGGAACACAGCGGGGCCGGCACCAUGAUAGCGUCGGCACUAUGGCCAUGGCCAUCUUGGCCCACCGGGGAUUUUUGUUUUGUCAUUCUGUCUCUCACUGUUAAAAUACACCUACCAUUAAAAAUAUAGACUGAUCAUUUCUUUGUCAGUGGGCAAAUGUUCAAAGUCAGCAGGGGAUCUAAUACUUCCUUCCCCUACUGUAUAAGGAAGAAUAUUUGUUUUUGUUGGAUAUUGUUUUGCUAUUUUUAACACUGAUAUUUUAGAUGUAUCAGAGCAGACAUUUCAUUAAUACUUAGGUAUUGAAAAUCCUCUGUCUUCUGCAAGAUUGUAUUUCCCUGAAAAAAAAAAUGUGUUUAGUAAAAAAAUAUCUAUAUAUAGGUUUAAUCUUUUGUCAAUCUAAAGGCAUAUAUUCCACCUAUUGUUUAAGGUUCAAUGGAAGGAAAACCUUCUAGUUAUGUCCCUACAUGGCAGAGAAGUGAGAUGUCUUUCACCGAUCCCAUGAGAAAAGAAUAGAUGUAAUGCAAUUCCAAUACGACUCAUUUUACUUGAACAAUGAAUAGGUUGGGCAAACCCAAUAUUGUGAAAGUAACAAUUUUUUUAUUUUUUUUUAAAUAGGGCAUAAUUUAUUAAUUGGCACAAACUAUAAUGUGAAGAUAAUAUUGACUACAUUCAUCAACAUUUUUGAAUACUGGAAAUAAUGUAGCAAUUAUUAAAAUCUUCUUCCCAACCAGUAUUUACUUUUAGAUAUUUUGAGUGAAAAUAACCAAAGAUUUAUUAUUUAAAAAUCAUGAGCCUUUUAAAUGCCUCUGACAAGCUGGAAGCCACCAGCUAAUGCUCUUGGCCAAUCAUUGCUUCCCAUUCAUAAAACCGGCUUGAAAAGAAAUGUACCUUUUUCAAGCCAGUUUUAUGAAUAGGAAGCAAUGAUUGGCCAAGAGCGUUAGUUGGUGGCUUUCCGCUUGUCAGCAGCAUCGCUGCCCGAUUCUACAAGAUCCAUUCAGUUUCCCGAUUUUGAGAAAACAGAGGCACAGAGACAUAGAGGGAUUCGGCUCUGGAACACAGACUUUGGGGAUAAACUGUUCAAGAACGGUUUAACCUCUUAAGGUUAGCCAGCGCCAGGGACCUCCUAGCACCAUAACAAUUUUAUUUCAAUGAGGUUGUUAAGGUUCCCUGAGUGUUUCUUAAAGAGGAAUAAUAUUUGUAACACUUCUUUGUUUUUGUGGGAUAUAUUUUUUCCACUAAUUUUAACACUGUUUCAUGUUUUAAAGUGUCCAUAGAUACAUUUCACUAAUACUUCGAUAUUGAAAUCAAGAUCUUCUGGAAAUAUUGUAUUUCCAUGAAAAAAAAUUUGUUUAGGAAAAAAUAUCUAUAUAUAGCUUUAAUCUUUUGUCAAUCUAAAGGCAUACGUUCUACCUAUUAUUUAAGGUUCAAUGGAAGAAAAACCUUGUAGAUAGUAUGAAUACAUAGCAGAGAAGUGAGAUGUCUUUCACCGAUACCAUGAGAAAAGAAUAGAUGUAAUGCAAUUCCAAUACGACUCAUUUUACUUGAACAAUUAAUAGGCUGGGCAAACCCAAUAUUUUGAAAGUAACAAUUAGGUUUUUUUUUAACAUGGGGCACAAUUUAAUUGGCAAAAACUAUAAUGUGAAGAUAAUAUUGACUACAUUCAUCAACAUUUUUGAAUACUGGAAACUCCAAUGUACCAAUUAUGAAGUCUUUUUUUCUAACCAGUAUUUACUCUUGAAAUAUUCUGAGUAAAAAUAACUAACAAAGUCUUAUUAUAUAAAAAUAAUGAGCCUUUUAAAUGCCUGAACUUAGCAUAUGCACAUGCCAUGUAUAGACUCAUAAAUCCGUCCAAGAUGUGACGCAAAACAGCAGUAAUUUUGGGGUAGAGUAAUUAUUUAACCAUAAUGUUGCAAAGUUUAUCAGUCUAAAUAACAAUCUAUGUAUGAUUAAAACAGCCUACUGAUUCCAAGUCCAAAGGUACACCUAAAUGGGGCUUCUGGUUUUUGCUCUUACCUUAAUCCAAUACCCGGAUCAUGGCCAUCAAAGCCCAAAGCAUAAUACUGUAAAUCCUUCUGCCAAGUAAUAUUGCUUGCCAAAUGUUGGUGGGAAGAGGAUAAAGACAUAAUACCAGGGAAGAGAGAGAAACAAAAGUAAGAGGAAAUAAGGAAAGAAAAAAUUGUGUGUAUGGGGGCAUGAAACAUAGAAACAUAGAAUGUGACGGCAGAUAAGAACCAUUCGGCCCAUCUAGUCUGCCCUAGAACGUUAAUUAAGCUGUUUUGAAAUCGUUAUUUGAAGAUAAAUGUGGUUUGUAAAACACUAUUAUUAUUAUGUCAAAGAGUUAAUUACAUUUAUUAGUACUUAAAGGAACAAUUUGGGCACCAUAGCAAUUUAAUAGAACUGAAGUUGUUAUGGUGCCAGGAGGGCCAUGAGGUCCCUGGUGCUGGCUCACAUUAAGGGGUUAACCGGUUCUCGAACUGUUUAACCCCAAUGUUGGUGUUCAUGUCAUAGACUUACAUGCACCUGGCACCUGUGCCCCUCUUUUCUCCCCAGGCCACACAUCCGGCAGAAUGCAUGUGGAGCAUUCCGACCGCAUGGCGUAAGUACAGUUGCACAACCUGAAUAGGAAUAAUAGACUUACCUUCGGUCCUGGAAAUGGUUCCCUCUGCUGGUUCGUGGGCUGAACUGCAGACCCUUACAAAGAAGUUAGGACGUUGCAUGCUCUAAGAGCGCCUCCUUAAAUAAAUUUGAAAAUGAUGACAUCACGCCCUCAAAGGGACCACGUCAUCUAGGCAGCUCCAUAUGGUUUGGUGUCACAGAGAUGAUGUGAACCUCUAAGGCCCAGGAAUAUGGCUUUUGGACCCUCACUUUGUGGGUAUUAUUUUCCUGCCUGUAAGGGUAACAGCAACUGUGACUUUACAAUAGGGCCAUGGACUCUGCAAGAAUGGGAGAUCGACAGACUACUCGUGAGGCAAUGUUUGAGGAGAUAGCUCAUAAGAUGGAUCAGUUUGAUUAAGCUUUCCAGACCUUGUUUGCCAGAACUGCCCACCUCUCUCCUGACAAUCCUUCACCUAUGUCUCCCCAGACUAUACAGCUGGUGAUAGAGGCAUCUGGUCAGAACACUAUAACCACAAGCUUGACACCACCAUCUUAAUAUGGCAGCAAUCUUAAAACCUGUCAAGGGUUUAUGAACCAAAUUAAGUUUAAUUUUGAAACAUCCCCCAGAUCAUUUCCUGUAGAAAAGUCUAACGUAGGAUUUUUUUAUUCACCAACUAACAGACAAGGCUUUGAAAUAGGCUAAUCCAAAAUGAGAGGCAAACAAGGCUUUGUUCUAUGAUUACCAGACCUUUGUAAAGGACUUCUGUAAGGUGUUUGAUACACCUGGGAGAGUGUGGCUAAGUCGCUAAUGAGAAUAAAACAGGGAAAUAGAACCAUGGCAGACUAUGACCAUGGACCAAUGCAGGCAGGGGAGAUCCUUUCAUGCCGAGCCAGCCUUGCUGUAAGCCCUCUCGGGCUGGUGAUGAGAUCAAAAAUCUCCCUUACCAGCCUACUGGCACUUAGUUGCAGCAGAGGGAGGAAAGAGCCUAGGAGGUUCUGUGUUCCUCUUGCGAGCAGGCUGGUUGGAGUGUUGCUGCGUGUUAUUAUGACAACACUCCAAUACAGUGCUGUACUUGCAGGACAGGAGAGUCACGCUGCAGCCGGAGGAGCUGCAGACUUAAGUGAACAUGCCACCACUGGACCUUCACGGCUUGCAGCUUUAUGUCCCCUCUCCCUCAUAAAAGGAAAGAAGGAAGGGGGAGACAUUAAGAUAGAUUUUUACAUCUCACCCACCUACACACAGCAUAGACCCUUGCCCCCCUCACACACAAACACACACUACACCUCUCACACACACACAGACUGCCCCUCUCACACACACACUACAGCCCUCACACACACACUCAGACUGCCCCCUCACACAUGCACAGCACCCCUCACAUGCACUGCACCCUUCACACACACUGCACAGACACACAAAUGAAAAAAAGCAUAGAAAAUAGAUUUUUUUUUAAAAAUAGAAAAUGUAUUUUAAAUAGUCUUUAUUCAAAUUUUUUCCAUCAUAUAAAAGACAAUACAAAACAGUAAACAAACAAAAUAAUUGUCAAUAAUAAUACAUAUUACAUUCUACCUGUGAGGAAAAAAACGACUGAGCUAGGACAAGGAUGUACUUAUCUAAUCUUUAAAUACCUUGUAUUUAAAACAUCUACAGUGCAUAUUUUACUCAGACUUUACGUAAAUGUUAAUACUAGGUCCAAACAUUUUCUCUUGACAGUUUAUUCCUGACUGAGGUAUUAUUUCUCCAGCAUAUGCCCAAUUCCAUCUAUAAUUGUAACGUCAGUUGUUUUACCCACUGACAAUAGCUCAUUUCUAAGGGUUGUUUCCAGUUUCUUGCUAAAAAUAAUCUUCACGGCCAAAAAGCUAUGUGUGCUCAGAUAAUAUUGGAAUGUUAAUUCCGGCCAACCCAAGUGUAGUAUUGCUCUCAUCUGAGUUUCAUUAAUUUUAAUCUUAACACAAUCAUAUAAAGUUUUAUAAACCUGAUCCCAUAAUUUUUAGAUUUUUGAACAACUUCACCAUUUGUGUAGAUAACUACCAACUACCUUCAUACAUCUCCAACACAAAUUUGAAACACUAGGAUCCAUUUUAUGCUGGCACUAAAUACAACCUAUUAUAUACUUUAUAAAACGUUUCAAUCAGAUUUAUAUUAUUAGUAUUAUUAUUAUUAUUAUUUGUUUUAACUAGUAUUUCACCCCAUACACAAAUGUCAAUAUUAAUAUUACACUCAGUUUCCCAUUUUCAAAACGGUUUUGGCAGAAUAAUUUGAGACAUUGAUCCGAUCAACAUGUAACAUUUUGAUAAAAGCUUUGCAGUUUUUCUUAUUUCAAAAUUGUUUUAAUAUAUAUGGAGUUUUUACUUUUCCCCUCAUCUAAAUUUCUUGAGACCAGUGAUUUAACUCUUAAGUAAUUAAAUAUUUCAGAUUCUGGUAAAUUAUAUUCUAGGACUAACGAUGCAAACAUUUUCUUUCUUCACUCCUUCCUUAUAUUAUUUACGUCUUUGAUUUUAUUUUAUUUCCACAGAUCUAGGUUUAAAUCAUCUGUUAGAAAUUCCAGUAUCUCCAACUCCAUAAAUCCAUAUAUCUUUCCAGUAUUUUUCAUAUUUUGUCUUAAUUUAAACCAUACUGGAAAAAUGUGGGUUAAAAUUGUAUUUUAAUUUUUUUUUUCAAUACCAGAUAUCCUUUACUCUGCCGAACAAGUUUAUUUAGCUCAAUCUUAUUCAAUGACUGAGUUUCCAAGAUAAACCAUCCUGUUCCUUUUUAGGUGUUAUUUGAAUAUGUAGGAUUAUACUGGCUUCGUAAUGGUUUUUGAUAUUGGGGAAAUUCACACCACCAUGCCCCAGUAUCAGGAUUACUGUAUGAUCCAGCACGUAGAAAUGUAUAGCCUGAAUGACAAAUAAGUAACGUAUUACCGGUCCUUAGAAUGGCCGGAUUUAAAGUACAUAGAAUAGUCAAAAUACUAGCCGAGGUCAGGGAACACAGAAAGGUACGCAACGAUGAGGAAAGCCAGGAGUCAGGAUACCAGAAUACAGAGAAGUCAAUAAGCAAAGCCAAAGUCAAAAACCAGUAGAAAACUGUAAACAGGAACGCGCUCUCGGACAACCACAUUGGAGACCACGACAGGGCACUGAGUGGAAUCAGACUAGGUUUUUAUAUCCACCCUCCCUUUCCCAUUGGUCAGCCCCGUAUUUUGGCUCCAAAAUGUGGGUGUGCAGUGCUCGCACUCACAGGGUUAUUUCUGCCACUGAAUGUGCAACGGCCGGUGCCAGACUGUAUGUUGAGACAGUCAGGACUGAAAGCUUCUGGCCGCUGAGCACCAGGUGAGGGAAAAGUGUCCCAGGCUAUUAGUCAACUGUUCUAAAUUAAUGCAGGGUCUUUUCCCUCUCCAUAUAAAGUUUCUAAAACUUCUCUGUAUAAGCUCUAGCCAGCUGUCAAGUAUCUUUAGUGGAAUCAUUUUUAAAAAUAUAGGUCCGCUUGGGAAUUAUGUAAGCAUUGAUGAUAUUCAUUUUUCCUAGCCAACUUAAUAGCAAAGUAUUCAUUUUUUUUAGAGUUCGAUUUGUUAAUCUAAUCAGUUUCCAGAAAUGAUCUUCUCCUAUUCUAUUUGUUUUAUCCAAUAGCAUUGUACCUAAAUAUAUAUUGCAUUCUCAUCCAUCAAAUGAGCAACAGAAACAAUUGGAUCAGUCAGGGUCAUUAUAGUGUUGUCAGCAUAUAUACACAACUUCAGUUCUUUAGAGGCUGUUGGAAUGCCCUUAAUACCAGGAUUUGUCCUAUUUCUUAUUGCUAGAGACGCUAUAGAUAGUAUAUAUAGAAUUGGUGAAAGAGGGCAACCUUGGCGGGUGCCAUUACCUAACAAAAAACAAUUGGAACAUAGAUCUAUUCCCAUCACCCUAGCCAUUGGUUCUUGAUAUAUAGUUUUAAUUACUGCUCUCAUCCAGCCACCAAAACCCAUAGACUCAAGCACCCCGAAUAUAUAUCCCCAUCCAACCCUGUCAAAGGCUUUUUCUGCAUCCAAUGACAUGGUCAGAAUGGGAUUCCCCGAUCUCUCUCCUCAAUACAAUAUAUUAAUCAGACGUCUUGAAUUAGUGCUUGCCUGUCUAGUGGGACCAAACCAAUCUGGUCUUCAUGUACCAGGCUAGGGAGAAGUAUUUUUAUCCUGUCUGACGAAAUCAGCUUAAAAUCUACAUUUAUUAGGAAGAUCGGACGGUAAUUCUUAAGUUCUUGAGGGUCCUUAUCCUUUAAGAUUGGUAAUAAAUUAGCAUAUAACAUUUCUUUUGGCCCGGAACCCUUUUCCACACUCUCAUUAACCCCUUAAGGACACGUGACAUGUCAUGAUUCCCUUUUAUUCCAGAAGCAUGGUCCUUAAGGGGUUAAAAGCAUUUACUAGAUGUUCUGAUAUUAUAUCCUUAUAAAGCUUUUAAAAUCUAUUAGUCAGACCAUCUGGGCCAGGGGUUUUAAAAUGUUCUAAUUUUUCAAUGUUUAAAUUCUGCUUUAGUAAAAGGAACAUUCAUGAUGUUUGGUUCCUGUGUUAUUUUAGGAAUUCUAUGUCCUUUCAAUAUUUGAUGUCCCUCAGGUUGUUUUAGUAUAUUAUAUAGCUCUUCAUAAUAAGUUUGAAAUUUUUUUGCUAUAGUUUCUGGGUUUCUGUAUAUUGUCUGAUCUUUUUUGAUACAUGUUAUCCUUUUUUUUCCCUGCUUUCAUUUAAAACUUAUUAGUUAACCAUUUCGUUAUUUUGUUGUUAUGGUAAAAAUUCAUAUUAAUUUUCUCAAAAUUUGUAUUAAUUUGUUCCAUUUCUAUUUAGUUAAUUUUAUCUUUAAGAUCCUUUAAUUGUUUUAUCGUUUCACUAGUUAAAAUGUUUUUUUAUUAUUUUUAUAUAACCUAUAAUCUAUAUAUAUUUCUUCAUCCAGACGCCAAGUAUUAAAAGGUUUAUAUAUAUUUUUUUAAUCUUUUAUAUCGAACAAAUUAUAGCCAUGAUCCACCCAUUGAUUCUCCUUUAUUAUAAUUUUCUGGAUUUGUUCUACUAAACUAUUCUCUCCCAAAACCAGAUCAAUUCUAGAUAAUGAAUGGUGUUCUCAAGAAUGCGGUGUAAAUCCGUUUUCUUUUACAUGAUAGACUCGCCAUGUAUUCAAGUUAUUUUCUUUUAUAAAAUUUCAUAGAAUGUUAGAUUGCUUCUUUAAUUGGUUACUUAUUUUUCUAUAAUCUUUAGUUUUUUUUUUUUUUUAAUGUAAUACUGUAUCCGGGACACAAUUACAGUCCCCUGUAAUAAGUAACAUUCCCAUUUUUACUUUUUCUACUUCAUCCAUUAUCUUUUUUAGAUACUUUGUUGGUAAUACAUUUGGCAGAUAGAGGUUUACAAAAGUGUAUUUAACAGAGUCUAUCUUACAAACUAGGAUUUGAUAUCUUCCUUCUUAUCUCUUUAUUAAGCCAUUUUGAGAAGAUAAUAGCAACUCCUCUCUUUUUUUUUUUCUUUCAAGCGAUGCCUGUAUAACUUCUUCAGACAACUCAUAUCUCCAUCUAAUUUUCUCUUCCCUUUUCCAAUGAGUCUCUUGUAUCAUGGCUAUAUCUAUUUGUUCCAUUCUGAGUAAUUCAUAUAGAACUUUCCUUUUAAGUGGGGGUAUUCAAAGCCUGUAUAUUCAUAGAGAUGCACUUCAGAAUUUUAUCUCUCAUUUACUCCUUACCCCAUUCUCUGCUUUCCUCACAGGAUCAACACAAAAAACUUCUACACAACACAAAAGUUCCCCUAAAAAAAAAAAAAAAAAGGGAAAAACCACAUACAUUCUCACUUAAAAAAGGAGGGGCCUCCAACCCCCUCUUAAUGUAUCCCUUGACAUAAUUCCCCAUAAUGUCAAGAGCUGAGAUCUACUAAGUGAUCUCAAGGCAGGGGUAUUUUAAGAGGUUGACCUGGGCCAGCGACACAUUUAUCAAGAACUGUAGCUAAGGAUGUAGAGGUUUAGACACUGAAUGCCAACCAAGAGAGGAGCAUAAAGAAAGGGUUUACCACUUAAAUUAAAUUAUAAUUUUCAUUUAAAGCGGCACUGUCAUUCCGAAAUUACCUUUCUUUAAUCAAUUCCUCUUCUCUCCCUCUGUCAGAAUCUGCUCUUCAUUUUUUCCUGUCUGCUCUAGUUUUCUUUAAAACAUAAGACAAAGUAGGGACUACUUUGUCUUAUGAAGGUUUCCUAUGCCUGACCAGCUAUGACCAGUGGAGGAGCAAAGUGUGCUUCAUUUUCGGAGGUCAGAGCAAUUUUCCCACAAUUCUCACCUUUGAUCAGUGAUCUUGUGAUGCUUCCUGUCAGUAUUCCUGAACGUUCUGCCACUUAGACAGAACGCCGGCGAAACUACUGAAUUCCGUCCUAACAGAAUGAGAACAGUUUCUCCAUUCGUGUUAGGACGCAAUUUCGGACUUUGUUCGGUCAGGUUGGUCAGAUGUUGUAUGAAGGCAGCCAAGGAAAUGUGGCGUAGCCAGUGAAACCAUCGCUGUGUGUAUUUGUCCCUAUCUUUCAGUGUAGUUACUUUCAGGUCUUCAAAUUUCCUCGUGUCCUUAACCUCCUCCACCCAGCACUUGAGGGGAGACAUGUGCGGCUGUCUCUAGAAGAGGGGGGCAAUUGCCUUGGCAGCAUUGAGGAGCCUCAGGAUCACCGACUGUUUGUAUGCUGGAGUCGGCAUAGUGGUAUGUUGUAAGAGGAAUGGGGCUGGGGACAGUAGUAGAGUUUCAUCCAUCACCUCCAGUAUUACCCCGCCGAUUGACUCCCAGAAUGGCUUGAUGAGGGCACAGUCCCACCACACAUGAGUGAACGUGCCUGUAGCCUCUCCACAUCGCCAGCAGGCAUCAAGUAUUAUAGGAUCCCUGGUGUGGAGUGCUGCGGGGGUGAGGGACCAUUGUGUGAGGACCUUGUAAGAGUUUUCAUGUAGUUGUGCCGACCCUGGCGUCUUUUGUACAUGGGUUAUGAUCUUAUUCCAGUCCACCUUAGUUAGUGUCUCCUCGAAGUCCUCCUCAAAUUGUCUGAUGCAUGGGGGUGCUAGUUGAUAUCUGCCCAUAACCAGGUUCGAGUAGAUCAAGGAUAUGGCUUGCAGUGGUUCCUCGGCUUGCGCGCAGAGUGCUUUAAAUUGUGUUUGGUCUCUGAGGAGGCAGGGUUUCUGCGGGAUCGACUAGGCGUAUUGUGUUAUUUGUUCUCUCGCCAGUGUAUGUAGGAAUGUGUGUGGCUUUUCUGGGAAGAGUUUGGUGAGUGAACGGGUGGCAAACAGUGUCUAAAGGAUGCCUGCCAUGUGGAGUAUUGGUAUAUGUUUUGUCAAACGUGGGAGAGGUCCUUGGUCUCCCGCCGGGAAGUCUGGGUUGCCUCUUAAUGGGAGCAGAGGGCCGGGUCUGUCGUGAGAUAAUGCUUCAUGCCGUAUCUAUGCCAGAUCCGCAGGGUUGAUGAAUGGAUUAGUGAGCGGUAUGUGUUUGCAGGCCUCUUUAGUGAUCCAUGGUAAGGUCCGUAAAUUGCAGUCGGUGCUAACCGACUCCAGUUGUAUCCAUGGCUUGUCACUCACUGUUGUUGACCAGCUGAUGACCCUAGGAAGUGGGCAGCCACAAAAUAUUUCUCUACGUCAGGUAGCACAAGUCCUCCUCAAAGUUUGGGUAGCGUCAGUUGGGAGUUCGCUAUGCGAGGGGAUCUGGCCUUCCAUAUAAAUUUGCCUUCAGCGUAUUGAAGAAUUAUUUUGGGGCUGAGAUGGGCACCGUUUGGAAAAUGAAGAGAAUUUUGGGUAGUAGUGUCAUCUUGACUGCAUUCACUCGUCCCAACCAUGAAAUGUAGUAUGAGUUCCAGGCGUGCAAUUCCUCCAUAACAGCCUUAAAAAUAGGCAGGUAGUUGUGGGUAUAGCGGUCUGUCGGGUCAGGUGUGAGCCGAACUCCUAGGUACCGCAUGCGUGUGUCACACCAGCGGAAUUGGUGUUGAACGGUUUGUUUGAGCGUGGGGCUGAUGUUGAGGCCCAGAAUCUCGGAUUUUGAGUAGUUUAUUUGAAGGUUUGAGACUCGACCAUAGGUUUCGAUCUCUGACUGACUUUGUGGUGUGUUCACCCUAUUUGCACUCCAUUGAUGUUUUCGUUACGUGACCUUGUUGAGAAUGGGCUGAAGUGUCAAUGCAAAAAGCAGGGGUGACAGUGGGAGGCCCUGUCAUGUCGUGUGGAUCCGGAAUUGGUCAGAGAUAGUCCUGUUUAUCCGAAUGUGAGUGGUGGGACACUAGUAUAGUGUCUCGACCCAUGAGAGGAAUUUUGGUCUGACUCCCAGGCUCUGAAGCACCCCGAACAUCAGAUCCCAGCCGCUUGGCUUACGAGAUCAGGUUCAGGGCCUGCAUGGUAUUGUCUCGGAUUCUCAACCUGGGAUAAAGACUUCACUAGGCUCACAUGCUUGGGUUCACGGUUGCAGGUAGUACUGGUGCGAUACAGGAUGCCAGGACACUGGCCAGCAAUUUGAGGUUGACAUCCAGUACGGAGAUCUGGUGGUAGCUUUGGCACAGUGUUGGCUCUUUGUCGUCGUUCGGGAGGAGCGUGAUAUUCGCGGACGUAAAUUGGGCUUAAAGUGUAGCUCCUACCAGAACAGAGUUCAGGGCUGCUUGCAAUUUCAGAAGGAGGUCCUGCCGGAAGGUCUUAUGAUACAGGAGGGGAAGGCGAUCCAGACCUGGCGAUUUGCCAGUGUUUGCCUUUUUUUAUAGACAGCGCCAGUUUCUCAGAUGUAAUGGGGGCCUCCAUGGCCUGUAAGUCCUGGUUCUCGAGUCUGAUCAUAUCAGGUGAGUUGAGGUAUCUCCGUAGUUCUUCUUGUCUGUGGGGGUCAACUGCUCCCUGCAUGUCUCAGCAUGUCUCCUGGUAGUACUGGAGGAAUGCUGCUGAAAUUUGGUCAGGGAAUUGUUGGAUUUGUUGCCUUGAGUCCUUAAUUUUUAGGAUGUAUAGUUAGGUCCUGCCUUGUUUUAGGUGGUUCGCAAGUAGUCUUCCGCAUUUGUUCCCAUGCUCGUAAUUCAUAUGUUGAAAAUGUUGGAAUGAGCAUUGGGAUCGAGCGAUUCAGGCGUGUAGAGAGUUGGCUUUGUUUAAGCAGGAGUUCCUGGUAUAUCUUUCUUUUUUGUCCAAUGUGCGCUUGUGCUGAGACUCUAGGGCCACUAUUUCCCCUCUGAGGUCCAGGAUUGCCUGCUUCGAUUCCUUCUCGCGCUUUGAGCAGUUAGCAAUGAAGUGUCCGCAGAUUACCGCUUUGUGGGCCUCCCAGCACAUCAGAGGAGUAGUAUCUCCCGUCUCGUUGUUGGUGAAGUAAACCUGUAGAGUCUUUCUCCCCAUUUCCAUAAACAGUGUGUCCGAGAGUGCAUGACAUAUGGGGUGGUAUGAUGAUGUAGGCUGGGGAGUAUGGCCCGCAGUUUCCCUUCAAGUGUUUUAUUGGUGCCUCCGAUGAAUGGGAGGGUGUCGACGAGAACCCCCUGCUGCGAUGCGGAGUCCCGGGGCUCAGUGAGGAAGGAGCGGAUGCACAGCUGUCCACCAGACCCCGAUGGUCUUGGCGUACUGGUGACUUCAGUCUGCCUCUUUGCUCAACCCAUUUUUGGCAAUGGGCUUGGCGAGGUGAGCGGUAUUCAGGUGUUUAUUGUGGGUGCCACGAGGAGCAGUUAGUUUAUGCAGCCAUCUUCUUGAAUGACUAGACAAGUUUAUUGCAUGUAGUGUUCUUUUAAGUACUUUUAGUUGAUAAAACAACCACUUCUCUAUAAUAACUAGACUUUAUUAUAAUAUUAUUGUUUUGUAAUUCUUUUAGAGCCUUUUUUCAUUCUGGGAUAGGUUCUGAUGUAAUUUAUUUAUUUUUUGGCAUCUUUUUUGUUUUUCAUUACCAUGCUUUUAAAUGUUUAAUUUAAUUCAAAAUCAUGCCUAUCUGAAAAAAAUCUGAUCUGUAUGGAUAAAUUCCCUUUGCUCCCUUGUUGUUAAUCCCUCUGUCCUAUGAUGGAAACAUUUCCUUAAACAUCAUUUUCUUUUAAAAUGAUUUCAAUUGAUGAGAACAUUCAAAAACAACUUUUAAAUCUAAGGUGGAGGCAAAUUAACGUCCUUUUUGGUGGAUUUUUACUGCAUCCUCAGCUGGAAUACUGCUUCAUCAAAACUAAUGCGCAUAAAAAUUUUGGAAACUUUAUUUUCCAAAAAAGGUGCGCAUUAAAUUCGAGUAAAUACGAAAUUCCAACUGAGGAAGCCAUAAUGCCAAAAUGCAUUUUUUUGUACAACAGUACUCUAUUGUUUUAAUUGUUUUUUAAUACACCUUCUUUAGACAAUUUUACCCUAUUUGAAUUAGAUCAGUUACUAUAGUGUUGAGCCAACGUCACCAGCCUCAUCACCAUGUGAGUGUAUCCAAUUUUGCAAUUAUAUUACUUAUACAGAUACACAAGUUUAUAUUAUGUAGACUUUCAUAUUCUUGUAGAAUCUACUCUUGAGAUAUACACUUUGAUUGGGAUUGGAAAGAGGGAUUGGGAUUGUCCUUUUUAAUUAUGCUAAUUGCUGCCAAGUGCUUAAACUGUCUCUGCCUUUGUGAGUGUAAAUAUUACCUGUAUGCUACAUCUCAAAACCAGUUGUACCAUCCGCACUAUUGUCUCUCCAUUUUUUGUUUCUUGUAAACUCUAACAUCAGAUCUAAAAGACGUAUUGUGUGCUCUACCUAUUUUUUGUGUAUUAAAUGUUAAAAAAAAGGUGUUCACAAGUUAAAUUUUUUUAAUGAGUAUAUUUAUGGAGGUGUAAAAUUAUAAAUGAUAAGGAUUAAAUAUAUAUAUAUGAUGUUAAGUUUGGGGGGAAAAGAAAGACUGGUUAUCAAGAGUGUAAAAUACUAGGCUGGGAUUAGAGAAUGUUGCAUGUGAAAGAAAAUUAAUUUCAGAAUCUUUGUUUUCUUUAAGGCAAAAUGUAAUAUUUGGUGCACCUUUAUUUUUACAGUGCAGAUAUUAUGGUUAAUUGCAUUUCACUGUGCAAACUAGUCUGUUAUUAAAUGUAAACAUACACAAAUGAAAAUGUCUUACAUCAUGCAGUUCGGAACAUAGAGUAACAGAAUGAGGUUACGGAGGUGUGCAGAGAUGAACUUUAGAUAUGUGAUAAGGGACUUUGUCGAACCUUUUGUUGCCUGCUUUCUUAAAGAAGACAGACGUACAAAAUGUCAUGCUCCUUGCAAUCAGUGCUGACAGAGCUAUGCCUCAACCAAUGCGAUGGCUACUUUGAGAUCCAGGAAGCCACCAUAUUGCGAAACUGUGUCAUAAUUAUUAUUAUUUAGGUGAACAGAUACAGGAGAUAAUGAGGGUCUUGCUUAAGCAAGCUUGAAAUCUAGAGGAAGUGAUGAUUUAAUUACAUGUCGUUUAAAGGCAUUGAUACAGUAAUAGAGUGAUAGGGGCAUGUAAUAAAUAUGGAUCUAAAAAAAAAAUAAGUAUAAAAAUGAUUGUGUAACAAGUACUGUGUAAGGUAUCUGUAGAGUAACAAAGCAUAAAAAGUUAAUGAAGACCAUUCUAGUACAAAUUGUAUUAGGUGGAGUUGGUGAAUACUUCUUUAGGGAGGUCAGAUAGGCUUUAAGACAAAAUGUCUACCCAGUGCUUUGAUUAGGCCACUAAGGAGGUGGCCUAGGGGGUCAGUUCACUGGUGGCACCGCGGCAUAGGUGUGUUCUAUGUCUGUGUUGUGCUUGCAGCCGGAGCGCCUGCUGCUGAGCAAACUAGCCGGGAGAUCAAAAGGUCUCCCUGACCAGUGCUGUGCUGCCUCCCUGUCCCCGAAGCCACCAAGCAAUCACCACAAUCAGCCCUUGAUGCAGAGGAGGGAGAACUUGGACUUUACUCUCAGGCCAAGUUCUCCACUCCUUUUCUUUAUCAGAACGUUGGUAAAUCGUACUGUUCUAAAAUGGUUUGCUUAUGUACUAGAGGUGCUUCCUGUGUCAGUGUUGCACAAUGUGCAGCACUGACGUUCAGCUUCCCUAUGCUCUGUAUGGAGAUGCUUAGCAUUCCUCAUAGUUAUGCAUUGAUUAAAUGCAUCUCUGUGAGGAAAUGCUGAUUGGUGCAGUAAUAGCCUUUCAUGGGAAAGCAUUGGAUUGGCUGAGAUAAUAAAAUUUGCAGAUCUUAGCCAAGGUGGCGGAGCAGGGGCAGGGCUAGUAGGCCAUGAGGAGAUCUGCAUGGCGCUGGAAAAAAGGCGAGUUGAACACCUUUUUAACCCCUUAAGGACACAUGACAUGUGUGACAUGUCAUGAUUCCCUUUUAUUCCAGAAGUUUGGUCCUUAAGGGGUUAAACAAAGGAAAGAGGGGCUGGGGACUAAACAGCUGUUUUAGAACUAUAGUAUCAGGAAUACAUGUUUGUAUUUUAAUAAAACACAAUCAAAUUGCUUUUCAAGAGGGCUGCGCAGAAAGCAUUUAGUUCAAGUAUUAUGAUCGAAAUGUAAUAUGUUUUCUAAAUGAUUCAAAACUGUUAGAAAAACUUUACAAAUUAUAUAUCCACAGGAGUCACUAUUAAAGUCUAUGGGAAUUUUUGACAAACAAUUUGGAAAAUGUUUCUUACUGUAUUGAAUCAUCUGUAUCAUUUAAAUCAAGGCUUAUAUUUGGACUGCUUGUCACCUUUGGACAAUAUUCUCGAAGUUUUACUAAUAUCUGGUUUCUUUUAUUGCAGGUCUACUUUCUCUGGUAUCAUUCCAAGGAUGUAAUCAAAUCCUUCAAAACUGUGGAAAGGUGAACAUACUGUGAUUCAAUUCUUCCUUUUGUUAUUUGGCUCAGGGGUUAAUAGGAGUUGCUAUCCUACAACUUUAAAGGAUCAGUUAAGAUUAGAGUCUAGAACCCUAUUAUUAAUGUGCUGCAGACAUAAUGUAAUCAUAUUCCCAUGGGUAUAUUAGAUAACCCCUAUAAUAGGCGUGUAUAGGUGAGUGCAGCCUAUAUAUCCAUUCCAACUCUCAUGGCUUAUUCAAAGUGCCUAGUUAACCUUGCACUCCAAAGCAUCCCUGGAGGAUGAAUUUCCCAAGUAAGUGAAUUAAUUUUAUAAGAGCAGGCAUUAGGUUCCCGGAAUAGGACCUGCCAAAAAUGGGAUACUUUGGCAUUGUGGUAGGCUUAGGCAAUGUCUGAUGAUAUAGAGUACCCUCAACUAAUACUGGCACCCUUUGUAAAUAUGAGCAAAGAUGGCUGUGAAAAUGGUCUUUGUUUUUAACCUUUUAACCUUUUGUUUAAAAAAAUAUACAUAUAUACUUUGCUGUAAUGGAUAUCAAACUGCAAACACAAAAGGCCUCUACUCUCAUCCAAUAAUAAAGGGUCUUCAGUUUGCCCGACAGUGGAAUUUCAAAAGGGAUUUAGUUCUAUGGUCAGAUAAAACUUAAAUAGAACUUUUUGCCAAUAAACACCAGAGGUGGGUUUAGCCACACAGAGAGGUAGCCGUAUGGAAAAGUGCCUCCUGCCCACAGUUAAAUAUGCUGGUGGCUCUUUAAUAUUUUGGGGCUGUUUUUCUGCCAGAGGACAUUUUGUGAGAAUACAUGACAUCAUAGACUAUCAAAUAUCAACAAUAGACAUCAAAAUCAACACAAAAAUGGUUUACUGACCAUGAAAUCAAGGCCACCCCAGUAUCCUGACUUGAAACCCAUAGAAAAUCUGUGGGUUAACUGAAGAGGAGAGUCCACCAGUGACAACAAAAAUUUGAAGGAUCUGGAGAGAUUCUGUAUGGAGGGAUUGGUUUAGAUCCCUUGCCAUGUAUUUUCAAACCUCAUCAGGCAUUACAGAAGAAGACUCAAAGCUGUUAUGGGAAGUAGCACAUAUGACUAAAAGGGUGCUAGUAAUUGUACCACAUAUGUUUUAUAUUUCUGACAUAUUUAUUUGGAAGGUAAACCUGUGUUGUGCAUGUGAUUGUUUGAUAUCCAUGAGAACAGAGCAUUUUUAUCUAUUUUUACAACAACAUUUUAAAAGGUUAAACAAUAAAGACAAUGUGUUACAUCCUACUUUGCUCAUAUUUACCAAUGGUGCCAAUAUUAGUCGAUUGCACGGACUGGCCCACUAGGAGACCGGGAAAUUAAGCUUUGGCUGGCCAGGGGCCGCAACAGCUGUAAAAGUUUUGUUUUUUCUUUUUUUCUUUUAAAUUGCUGGGUUUAGUCGCUCCUCGCAAUGAACAGACAUCCAGCAAGCCGCCUGGAUACUGAGUGAUGUCAUUUCUCGGCGGCCGGCAGUCAGUGCAAGCAGAAGAGAAGCCUAGUGAUAGCUCUCACCUAGCUCCAGACCUGCAGAGCUAAUGAUGACCCAGUAAAAUAUUAGGAAGCACCUUAAAUUUAAAAUGUUAUAUUUUACUUUAGGGAAUAGCCAUACAUGUGUUAAGGCAUGAAAAUAAUAUUUAUUGGGGGGCAGGGCCGGGCCACCAUGCUGACCGGUCGCAUGCAGGAGAGGGUCCUGAGGGACUCAGCCUUUUAAGCUGACAUUUGCAGCUCAUACGACAAUUUUGGGCCCAAACAUUGCAACAGAGUAGACCAGUGUAUGUGUCGAUGUGUCUGUGUUUAUAGGCCAGUGUAUAUGUGUCAGUGUCUGUAUUUGUUAAUGGGUCAGUGUGUCUGUGUUUGUUUAUGGGUCAGUGUAUAUGUGUCGGUGUCUGUAUUUGUUUAUGAGUCAGUGUAUGUGUGUCUGUGUCUGUUUUUGUGGGUCAGCGUAUAUAUGUGUCAGUGUGUCUGUGUUUAUGGGUCAGUGCAUGUUUGUGAGUGUGUCUGUGUUUAUGGGUCAGUAUAUGUAUGUGAGUGUGUCUGUGUUUGUUUAUGGGUCAGUGUGUGUUAUGAGUUCAUGUGUGUGUUAACACAUUGAAUGUGUUAAUGUGUAGAUGGGUCAAUAUGUUUCAGUGUAUGUGUGUAUGGACCAGUGUGUGUGUUUGUGUUUUUGUCAAUGUGUAUGGGUCAGAGUGUGUCAGUGUGUGUAUGGGUCACUUUAUGUGUGUCUCUGUUGGUGUCAAUGUGUAUAUGGGUCAGUGUGAAGAUUUCACUAUGUUUACAGGAUAUUUGAUGGUAUAAUGCAUAUACAAUAAUAUAUAUGUAUUAUAUUAGUAUUUACAUGAAUCUAUACUAUAAGUACGAUUUGUAUGAAAGUUAUGCACAAAUAUUAAUAUACAUGUAUUAUGUAUAAAACAAAUUGUAUAAAAUAAAUUGUAUUGAAUAAAAAUAACAAUUGGCAUUACUUAAUCCUGACCCUGCUAGCUCGCAGGCUCCUUCAUGAGAAGCGAAAGCAGUUCAGAGAUAAACAGGAAAUAUUAUAGUGUCCUAUUCCCGGUGUGUCUCUAUCACUGCACUUCUUCCACUUGGAGGUCUCUCUGUUAAACUAAAGGGACAAUCAUAAUAAUAUUAAUAAUAAAAUGUCUCUAUUAAUUGUUAUCCACUAAUAAAAGAAUCCAAAUUUAAAUUCAGAGCAGCAGAACUGAAAACAUAGCUGAGAUGCCAUUUCAUUUCCAUUUUGGCUAUUUGACCUCAAAUUUUAAAUGUGAUAUUUCACUUUAGGGAAUAGCCAUAAAUUUGUUAAGGCAUAAAAAUAACAUUUAUUGGAGGUGGGGCCAGGCCGCCAUGCUGACCAGUCACAUGCAGGAGAGGCUCCUGAGGGACUCAGCCUUCUAAGCUGAGAUUUGCGGCUCAUACGACAAUUUUGGGCCCACACAUCACAACAGAAUGGACCAGUGGCUGCAGGGCUGCAGUGGACCCCGAGAUUGGGAGUUUUCAAAGCCCAUAAUGGCGACAGGAAACUUUGGAGUCUGCGGCCUUCUCGGAAGAAAGAGCGGGGUGGCCACAUACUGGCUUUUGCUGGCCUCAUCCCCCCCCCCCUUUGGACCAGUGGGGGUUAUCCCAGUCCUCACUGGGGCAUCCUAAGCAGCGGGGAGGAAACAUUCAACCAACCCUGCACGCAAACCCUAUGCUUGGAAGUUAAAAUGGCUGCCACCCAGGCCUGAAAGACAUUGUCCGUACUGACUAGCCACACGCCGUCUCCCUGGGGACAAAGAGGCCCCCCACCACUACAACUUUGUUAUUUCACCAGAUGGAGAAGGACCCUUGGCUACCCACAAAUACUUCCCAGUAUUAAAGUACAAGCAUCCACGCACAUGGGACUCGAGCCUUGAAGAGACAAAACCUACAUCAUUGCCAGACACCCUGGGGGAGCUACUCUUCCAAAAAUUCUGUCAAUGGCUCCUGAUCCCUCUAGAACACAUGCGCAACAAACGGAGCCUGUGCUGUGAUCUGGGACUGGUCAAACAAAACAGGCCGGGUUAUCUGCUAUGCUGGUAAUGCAUCACUAAUAAGCUUAGCCAAGUCAGGAGUAAGAGGGGGGCUCUGAAGAGACCCCUUGCUCAGCGUGUAUAUAUACACUAGGCAUGACCCAAGAAGUGCUUGGUACCUGCUGUGAGGGGCCCCAGUGUCUUUUACUAGUAGAUGUAAUCUGCUCAUUUAACUUGUUACAAAAACCUCUUGUUGACUCAAUGCAUGUGAUCCAAUCCACCUAAUUUUAUGCAUGACCCUCACUUUUAUGCAUUAAUCUAUUCUUGUUCUCUUAUUCUCAAAAUGAGCAGUUUGUUGUAUGUAUCCCCAAGCAUAUGCGCCCUGGAGGGAAUUUACUCUCGUGUUACUAUAUGUGUUGUCUCCAGAUUCAGUUUAGAUAUUACCAGAUUGGUCUACCAUGUGACAGUCACUGAUUUACUAUGUCUUCACAAAAACACAAAAAAACUGUGCAAAGUUUCUUGACAUUGUAUAUCAUACCUCUGUGCUUUCUAUUGCAGUUAAUAUUUUCAAUGUUCAUGCUUGCCUGUAUGCCUAACUGUGCACUGCAAAAAUAAAGAAUAAACAAAAACAAACAAAAAAAACAUUUAUUGAUAUAUUUGCCAUUUUAUUUUCACACCAUAACUAACAUCUCAAUGAUGGUAAAUAUGCCUUUAUUGUGACACAAAAAUCUGUUAAACAAGCCCCUUCCAAAAACAAAAUGUGUUGUUUGCAUUCCCGCACAUGUUGCUAUGAAACUGAUAAAAUGCACAUUGAAUACAACCGAUGCAGGCAAUUUCCUUAUCUUAAAUAUUUGAAUGGAGUCUACCAAAGUGUAAUUAAGGUGUCACAUGAUCUCACAAUAAAUAAUACAAUUGUUUAUGGAAGGAUUGUUUGUUAGCAAUCACAUCAAAACAAACAGCAGGAUGAAAAACAAGUCCAGAAUGAGAAACACAAGUUUAGCCUGAGUUGUAAAAAAUAUCCCAAACUUUGAACAUGCCCCAGAACAUUGAAAUAAAAAAGUCCAGAUAGAUCUGCAGCUUAUAUGGGAGAAAUUGUCUGACAGGGAAUGCUUUUUACUGACAGGCACUGGCAAACUAAUUAUUAUUGAGGACAGGAGUAACAGAGCCUAUUGGACCUCUUGCUUGUGGGAAAGAAGCUUUCCAUGCUAGAGCCCCAAGGGUCACCUGAAGGGCUUCACUCUGAUAAUCAUAAUUGUAUUGCAGGACUAAGACUGCCUUUAGUGGCUGUCAAUCAGACAGCCACUAGAGGCACUUCCUGCUUGCUAGGCAACAUUUGGUUCAGUGUCAGUAAAAUCCCCGUAAGAAAUGCUUUCCUAUCGGGAGGCCCUAAUGUGUUUGUCAUGCUCAUCUGAAGAGGUUGAGCGCAGACCCAGCGCUGAGGGAGAUCGACGCGGGAAUCAGGUGAAUACAGUAAUGUUUUUUAACCCUUACAGUGCAUGGUGGGGGACCGCGAGGAGAGAGAGGGGCAGAAGUGCUAGGGAUACAACUUUGUAUACACUAUAGUAUCCAUUUAAGUUUUGUGUGAAAAAAAAUGUUUUCAACUUCAAAGUGUUAUGUGUGAUUGUAAAAACAAAUGCCAUAAAAUAAAAUUAAUUCCAGUUUGUAUCACUACAAAAAGUGGAAUAAUUAAAGGAAGUGAAUACUUAGGUAAGAGACUAAUAAACAUCCCAAGUCUCCCGGGAUUAUCUUUGAACAGGCACUUUAAGAGCGUGACCGAGCCCCUGUAGUUUUGGUCAGCUGGGAUGAAUUGACAGCCGAUCACUUUCUCCCAGCUUCACAGACCAUUGCUGGGAGGGAGGAGUAGGAGGAAAAGGCGGUGGCACAGACAGGCAGCAUGGAGGCAGAGGAGAGGCUGGAGUGAGCUGUGUGUUUAUAACAUUAAUUAAGUGUGUGUGUCUGUGUAUGUAUCUGUGUGUCAGUGAUUAUACUUGUGUAUCAGUGUGUGCUUCAGUGUGCCAGUUUGUUUACGUGUCAGUGUGUGUAUCUGUAUGUCAGUGCAUGUCAGUGUGUAUCUGUGUGUUUGUGUCAGUGUAUCUGUUUGUAAGUGCCAGUGUGUGUAUUUGUAUGUCUGUGUGUGUAUCUGUAUGAAUGUGCCAGUGUGUGCGUGUGUGUGUAUCUAAGUGUGUGUCAGUGUCUGUAUCUGUGUGUCAAGGUGUAUGCAUGUGUCAGUGUGUUAAUGGUGUGUGUAAAUUGUAGCAAUAUGUUGUUAAUUAUAAAGUUGUGUUCUGUCAUAAUAAAAUGUCCCACCGGACCACCAGAGAACAAGGACACUGGACCACCAGGAAAAUAAAAUGUACUUUUAACACCCCUCCCUCACACUGUCACCAGUCACCCCCUCCCUCUCACUGCCACCAGUCACCCCCUCCCUCUCACUGCCACCAGUCACCCCCUCAGUCCCUCACACUGGAACAAGUCACCCUUUCCCUCCAUCACUCUGCCAUCGGUCAUCCCCUCCCUCCCUCACACUGUCAACUGCCCCCUUCCUCUCUCCCUCACUCUGCCACCUGCCACCUGUCACCCCCUACCUCCCACACUCUGUCACCCUGUCACUUCCUCUCUCACUGUCACCCUCUCACUCUACCAUCUGUCACCGCGUCCCUCCCUUACUUGGUCACCCCCUCACUCUGCCACUGUCACCCCCUUACUCACUCUGCGACCUGUCAGCCCUCCCCAUCCUCACUCUGACACCCGCUCCCACCUGUCACCCCUACCACACUCUGCAACCCCUUUCACACUUUGUCAACCCCUCCAUACUGUCAUCCACUCCACACACACACACUAUCUCCCCCCUUGACACACUGACACCCCCUCCACACUCACUCACAUACACACACAUACACAGUCACCACCUCCACACAAAUGUCACCCCCCCACACUGCCACCACCCUCCCCUACACACACUGUCACCCUGCCACACUUACAUUAAUCCCUCCUGAUCCUGUAACACUCACUCACUCCAACCAAACUGCACUCACCUCCUCUUGCUCUGCCACACUCACCCUAUCACAUUAACCUCCCUAAUCUUUUUCUCUCACUGUCAAGGUCACCACUCUUUUUCCUGUCACACUUCCUCCUCCAACCGUGCCACACUCAUCCCAAACUCUGCAACACUCACCCUGUCAAUUAACCCCUUUAAUUCUAUCACAUUAACCUCCCCUUGCCCUAUCACACUCACUCCUCCAACAAUGUAACAUUCAUCCCAACCAUGCCACGUUCACCCUAUCAUAUUAACAAUUUAAUCCUGUCACACUUAUCUCCCCUCACCCUGUAACACUCCCUCCUCCAACCAUGUCACACUCAAAAUGACCUCAUUUUGUCACAACCCUGUCUCUUUCACCCUCACCACGCUACAGUUACCCCUUUACUCAUCAUGUCAGUCACCCCUGAAGACAAACAUACACACAGUCAUAAAACAUAACCAAAGUGCACAAAGGCCCCAGCAGCCCCACAUAGACACAAAACACAGCAAUUAGCUACCCCACACAUACAGUUCCAGACACAAACAUACACAUGCUUACAGAAGCAUAAAUUCAUAUACAAGGAUACUCACUGUCAGACACACACUCUCAGGCACAUACACAGGUAGACAAUGCUAGACACACUCAGAAAUACACACAGCCAGAUGAAUACACAUUGUUAAAUACGCAUCAAUAUUUGUGUCUCUGUGCAUCAGUGUGUUUGUGUGUGUGUAUCAGUGGCGGAUCCAGGGGGGGCAACAGGUGCUAGCCCUGCAAUGUGCCUGCGGACCGGAGUGGAGAUCAGAGAUCUCCCUCCCCGGUCCGCAGGCACUGUGCUGACAGCCGGCAGGGGAGGGAGAGGGAGGACCCGGGAGCUCAAACUGCAGCUCCUCCGGGUCCUCCUCUCGCGAGAUUUGGAGCGUUGCUGCGGUUACCACGGCAACGCUCCAAAUCUCGCGAGAGUGAACUCUAGCCCGGGAGCGUGGGCUAGAGUUCACUCUCCACACUGGACCACCAGGGAAUCCCCCACCGGACCACCAGGGAAAUGUCCCCCCUCCCCCCAGUAAAGGUAAGAAGGGAGGGGGGGCAUAGAAUAUUUAUUUAUUUUAAUUAAAUAAAAAAAUAUUAUAUAAUAAAAAAAAAAAGCCACCCUACCCUGAUCACACAUACAUACAUUGCCCCCAAUACUGCCCCCCCAAUACACACAAACUGCCCCCCAAUACACACAAACUGCUCCCCUUCACACAAACUGCCCCCCCAUUCACACACACCGCCCCCAUUAACACAAACUGCCCCCAUUCACACAAACUUCCCCAUACACACAAACUGCCCCAUUCACACAAACUGCCCCAUUCACACACACUGCACCCCAUUCACACAAACUGCCCCCAUACACACAACUGCCCCCAUACACACACACUGCCCCCACAUACACACACUGCCCCCACAUACACACACUGCUCCCCCAUACACACAUACUGCCCGCCAUACACACACACUGCAAUACUCACACACACUGCAACUGUUACACACAUACACUGCAUCCCUGACAUACACUGCCGCCCUCACUCACACACUACAACCUUCACACACACUGCACCCCUUACACAUUGCACCACUCACACACACCACUGCUCCUAUACCCUACUACAGCCCCAUUUCCGAGCAGAUCUCAGGUAAGUUGUCAAACUGUUAUUAAACGGUUUGACUACUUACUGUGGGAGGGGGUCCCGGCACCAUUGACACCAUAACCACUACACUGAGCUGUAGUAGUUAUUGUGUCUGGAUUAUUUCUUUAAAUAAUCUACAAGUGCCCCUCCCGAGAUCAGGCUCUGGAUCCGCCACUGGUGUGUAUGCAUGUGCAUGUAUCAGUGUGUAUAUGUAUUUGUGUAUUAGUCUGUAUUAGUGUGUGUGUGUCUGUCUGCAAUGUGAGGGUGGUAUGGUAUGGGCAAUGCAAAGAUAAAGUUGCAAGCAACAAAUAUUAUAUGCAUACAUACAUACAUAUACAAUACAUGGGGAAACAUACAUGUAAAGGAUUAUAGAAUAUGUGUGGAAAAUGUAUUUGACAUUGUUUUCUUAUCUGUAACUUUAUUAUUUGGUAAAUUUUUUAAAUUCCCAACCAAAAUGUAAAUUUUUGUUUCCAAUAACUUUUUCACACUGGCACUUAUGUAUAUACGACUGCCAGGUUAUAAAACCAUACCCUGCAUUUGUGUAUAAACAAUUAGCAUAACUACAAAUUACAUUUGUUUAUUGCAAACUAUGCCAUAACUACAGUCCGAGAGCUCACAACGGAAAGGGCACAGGGAGCCGCGACAAUGCAAGCCUCUGAACAAUGAUUACAGAAACUAGCUCUCUGUGUCCAAGGCUGCAAAACGGUCCUUCAAUAUAAUUACAGCACCUUAUACACACACAAUCCAACCCUUAUUUUUUCUCUACUAAUGGUGUUAGUGGGGGCCUCAUCCUUGAGUUUUGCCUAAAGCCUCGCAAAGUCUAGAGCCAUCCCUGGUCUGAAACAUAUGUCAAGACCUGAAGGUAGGGAACAGAACAAUUAAUUUAGAAAGGACAACGAAUAGUCCACAGUCUAAAAUAUAAAAUAUAUUAAAAGUAAGAAAACAUAAAAUGUAACAUGUACCAACUUUCCCUAAAGAAUGGAGAACACCUCCAGUAAUAUGUGUAUACAAAGGAUAAAGAAUUCUCGCAGUUAUACAUUUAUUCAUCCUUGUUUAUAAAAAGAAUGAAGAAGAGUGCCAACAAAAAUCUAUAUAACAAGAAUGAAAAGCAACAGAUGUCGUAUUUAAACCAUGGUAAAUUUACCGGCAAUUAUUUACGCUACCAAGUGUAAUCAAUUACCAGACCUGAAAUAUUUUAUUUUCAUUAUACCUUCUCUUGAAAUGUUUGCUGUACUUGAACUUUUAUUAUGUACUUGAACUUUUAUUUUACACAGUAAUUAUGCCGAAUGUAUUGUUCAGACCUGUGAAUUACAAAUGAAAUGCAAUUUGAAAAGGUCACUUCUUGAAAUGGUUGCAUGUUGCACAAUCUUUAUACACGUUUGGUCAGAAGAAAGUAAAUGGGCCUUAUUGUCUGGCAGAUGGAUUGUAACGACAAAUAAAGGAAAUGUAAUAAGAGCCCUUGGGAUAAUGAAUGCUUAAAAAUGUGCUUUUUAAAAUGGUCUGAAUACAGCAAAUUGUAAAUAACUAAUGGGCUUAAAAGCAACAUUGUAAUUUAAAAAAAAAAAUCAAUUAAUAGAGAAGCCAGAGGAACCCAUGAAGUACCCUAAAUGUCUUUAUUGUAAGUAGUGUGGGGUUUCUUAACCCAUGCCCAACCAAAGCCGUACAUUUUCCGUCAAGCUUGUUAACCCCAGGCACCCCAGGAGCACCCGAUCGCGCUGUCCCUGCAGCUGUGAUCGCUCUGACAGCCUGACACGUGCUGCAGGGACUUCUGAUCCGCCUCCCUGCUUUUCCUCGGUCAGUGCUGGGAGACGGAUCAGUGAUGAUCUGCGUCUGCCUGUAAAAAAACAAAGUUUAAGUUAAAUCCCCCCCCCUUCCCCUGCUUUAAUAAAAUUAACCCCUUCCAUGCCAAUUGAUCACUGACUACAGUGAUUAAUUGGCAGGGACUACAUUUUACUGUCAGCUGAAUUUCUUUUUAACCCCUUAGGGUUAAUUUUUUUAACCCUCAGGGGUUAAAUUUAUUUUAUUAAUUAAUCUAAAUAUUUUAAAAUUCUAUAUUUAGCUAGCUGGGGUGGGUGGAAGUAAGUGGGGAAAUGGAGAAUUUGGUGUUAGGCUAGCUAGGGGUUAACGUUAAGAAAAGUUUUUAAAAAAUGUUUUAAUAACGUUUAAAAAAAAAAAGUAAGAAAAAUCCCACCCCCUUUAUCCAGCCCAUUAAAAAUUAACCACUUGCCUGCCAGUUGAUCACUGCCUACAGUGAUCAAAAAUACAGACCACAGUAUUAAACCCCCAGAGGAUUAACUUUUAUUUAUUUUUUAACCCUCAGGGGUUCAACUUAAUUAAGUUAAAUAUUUUAAAUUAUAUAUUUUGCUAGCUGGGGUGGGUGGGAGUUAUGGGAAAUUGGGAAAUUUACUGUUAGUGCACAUUACUGCUAGUUAGGGGUUAAAGGUAAAAAAAAGUUUGUAAAAAUUUAAUAAGUAAAAAAAGUUUAAAAACAAGUUUUAAAAAGUAAAAAAGUUUAAAAGAGUAAAAAAUGAAUAAAAAAAUGCAUUAAAAAUUCACAUGACCACUACACCUGGAACAAACUAGCAGAAAAAUGAUCCCAUGCUAACGUUCAAAAUAUGCCUUUUGAAAUACCCCAUGCUGUAUUCUUUAAAAAUGGCAUGCGUAGGCAUAAGUAGUUUACUUAACAAACCAGCUAAACUACUCCAAAAUGGAACAUGGACACAGCAUAAAACUUCUACAUUUGAAAAAAACUGAAUGGCUGCAUCUCAAAUGUGCCCCUUCACCCUCCACAUAUACCUGGCAAAGGUACAUACGGGGGUAUUGUUGUACUCAGACGACAUAGCUGAGCAACAUAUGAAGUAUUACACAGCCAUAGCACACAUAGGGUUUGCAAAAUAUACUGUGCAUACUCACUUUGUGUGUCAAAAAGGCAGAAAAAUGCUUACCACUACACUUAGUACAAGCUAAUGGAAAAAUGAUCCCACGCUAAGGUUCAAAAUAUGCCUUUUGAAAUACCCUGGGAUGUCUUCUUUAAGAAAUGGUAUGUCUUUAUGGUGUAGUUAUAAUAUGUUGCCUGCUAAGUGAGAGCUAAGUGCUCCAAAGUGGGACGCGGAUGCAUCAAAAUCCUCCAUGGAAAUUCACACUUGAAAACCUGAACUUGUCACGUCUCUUUUACAGCACUGUAACUUCACAAAAUAGUGUCUAGGUCAUACAUUGGGCAUAUUGUUUUACUCAGAAGAUAUAACUAAGCAUAACGUGGGGAUUUUUAUGACAGAGGUACAUAUUAAGUGUAACAAAAAAAAUUAAACAUAUAUGUAAAAAUGCCAUUCCUCCCCCCCCACCACAAACAUUGACAUAAAUUGGUGAAAAAAUGGUGGCAAAUUAAGGCACAAUAUACGCCAUAUAAGAUACCCUGGGGUGUCUGCUUUGUCAAAUGAAAGCCCUUUGUGGGAUUAUUUGAAUAGUCAAACACCGAAUGAAGACAUAGGCCCGUCAAAUCCAUCUAUGAAAAUUCUAACUAUAGAAACUGAAAUAGCCUUGUCUCUUAUAUGGCAUUGUAGAUUCACAGAAUAGUGCCAAAGGCAUACAAUAGGGGUAUCGUUAUACUCAGCAGAUGUAGCUUAACACAAUAUGGGGUUCUGUACAGGGAUAGCACACACCAGCUUUACUAAAUACACAUUGCAAAAACCUUGUGUAUAUGCCAAAAUAAAGGAAAAAAAUCAAUUUUACUCCAAUAUUUAGCAGAGAUUGGUGAUGAAAUGGCUACGUUAAAAGUGUCAAAAUAACCUUAAGUAAAUAGCCCAUGAUAUCUACUUUAUAUAAAUAUAUACUUUUCUGUGGCAAUUUUGUUUUCUGUGAUGGCUACUAAACCUUUGGUUUUUUUCCCCAUUUUGUGGCUUUUUUUAAUGGAUUGUGUCCUUACGGGUAAAACAAGCUUUUGAGGCUGUGUCCUUAAGGGGGUUAACAAAGCAGGGUGUUGUAGAAAGCCAGGAUGUAGAAUAUACAAUAAAACAACCAGGUUGUAAAAACAACCCUGAUAUCUUAGGGGGUGGCCCUAGCGCAGCACUGCAUCACCUAAUGUGGCCACCAGCCUGAAACAGGGAUAUCUUUUGAUCGCCUUGCUGGCUCAAAAAGGGCCUCAAAGACAGAGACAGAUCACGAGGCUUAGAAAGCCCCUUUUUGAACCUGGGCACUAAGUGUCUGCCUACGCCACCUAAUGGGUAAUCUGGCUAUGCUUGAUAAAGCACAAGCACAAGAAAGUAUACUUCUCCCGGCCUUCCACCCGCACGCACAUUGCAACUAUUAAGUGUUUCAUAUUUGUUUCACAAAAUGUAUAACUCCAAUUUACUUGUUUAUUUUUGCAUUACAUUCUUUUUUUGUUAUUUUGCUUUUUAGGUUUGGAUUAAUCCACUCUGUGUUUACAAACUUACUCCUGUGGGUAAGUGCAGUGACAACAGAAUCAAAACAUCAACUUGAAGAACAUAUGGCACGGCUGACCUCCCUUGGAUUCACCAAUAUAACUCUUGGUACGUGCAAUUAGAUCACAGGCUUUUUAUAAGGUUGUAAAGUUUUUUAGUUUUUUUUUUUUGUAAAUCCAAAUGAUAAAAUAAUGUAAUACAUCUAAAUGAUGGUGUACAGUACAGGCAUACCAACACAAUGGGUGUCAAUAACUACAAAAGGCAUUCAAAGAUCACACCUAGGCUCAGAUGAAGCUGGCACUGUAUUAUUGGAUCGCGUGGUGCAGUAAAUCGGGUAAUGUAUCCAGAGAAGAACUAUUCAAGGAAAUGCAACAAAUGUGUAAAGAGAGAGUAGUCACCAAUGGAACAAUCUGGCUGAUCCCACCGAUUUUCAUGGUAACUGCUCUACUCUUAGGACUUUGCUCCAUUUUUCAGAACAUGACAGUUUGAUCCUGAAUUAAUUCUACAGGUCGAUAAGUAUUGACCAAUUUUGGAUGAUAUUGUUAUUGAAUUUCAACUGGAUUUUAUGCAAUCUGAAAUGCUAGGAGCCAAGUGCAAUAAGCGGGACGGCUGCUUGAGAAAAAUCAUUCGAUAAAUGUGAUUGGGAAUUAACGUACAGGGGGGACAAAUUCUCUUAUAGGAACACUGUGGCUUUAGGAAUUCAAACUGAUAUACCUAACACUAUAGUGUCCAUGUUCCUAAUUAGAAUAGUGGGAACGUAUUUGUCCUAUAAUUGAUUUAACUGAUCAAUGGGGAUCAUUCCUUACAAGCAUCAUCUCGGGUGGCGGGAGGGGGGGGUAGUAUUUGUUUGCUUUUGCAUUUUCAUUUUGUUAGUUAAUUUGUUGAAUAGUGUUUUUUUUUAAUUUAGAAAUUAUUUUUUGCUUAAAAUCAAUAAGGGUACAAUGAUUUUGUUAAUGUCCUUAUACGUUUUAUUUGGAAUGACUGUGAUCUCUUAUGAAGCUUGACUGCUAACACAAUGUAUUGGGUCUUUUUUAUCCACUGGUAACGAGGAAAGUAGCGUGAAAAUGUAUAGGAAUGUGUGAUUGUGAUUAUGUUGACAUUGUUAAUUAUUAUUAUUUUAUUAUUUAUAUAGCGCCAGGAAAUUCCGUAGUGCUGUACAAUGGGUUAAUGACUAGUCGCCAGCCUAAACAUGUCAAUAAUUAUUGAUAGAUAGAAUGUGAUAAAGGCUAUAAUAUGGAUAUAGAUAAAACAUGAUAUUAAGGGCAAGUAAAAUAUCUUUAUUUUGUUUCUUUUCUAAAACUGAAGGAAUUUCAAAUCUCAGCAGAUGAGGAAGGGAACCUUUAUCAAUAAUAUUCAGCAUAGAGCAAAAAAUAAAUCCAUACAGUCACUUAAUGUGUUUCAACCUACACAGUGCUGGUCUUAAUCAUAGAUCUUUACUACACACCCUACACCACCUUUAAAUACAUCAAUGCCCAUCCCAAACAUGGGAACAAAUUAAAACUUCACAGGUGAAUUAACUCUUAGAACUGUCAAUCCCUCUCUAAGCAAAUCAACCCUUAAUGUUACAAUGUGUACAAAACAAAAUGAUAAGAAAAAUAUAUCAAAUUACAAAAUAAAUGAAUAAUAAAAUAACACGUUAUGUAUCAUUUCCAACUUCCCCCCAGAUCCAUCUAAAAAAAACACACCAGGCUCUGUUGUGGCUAUGGUGCCAGGCCCCUCUAUAAGCAAUGAAAGCAUUUUAGGAAUGUUUAAAAAAACAACAACAAAAAAACAUUCUAGAACUCUUGGCUCUAUCUGUGCAAUCAUUUGAUGUUCUGCAUGUCUUAGUCCAGUAGAGCUAACAAAAGUUAUUAAGAAGGAGUUUUCUGCUAAAUGAGAGCUGUAGUGGAGGUGGGGAGUGUGCCCGUCAGACAACAGGUAAAUGGUCAGAACAAAAAUAAUUUGACCUCUUACAAUAGGAGAAGGGCACCAAGUAAUGGCAACAUAACCAAGACAUCACUCUAGUGAUUAUGGUUCUUGGGGUGUUCCUUUACCUUUUCUAUGGAUUGAAAUUUUAACAUAGAAUGUAAAACUACCUGCACCUUUUAUGGUAUUGCCACAAUUUUAUGGAUAAGUAAUAUUUAGUAAUGUAACGAACCCUGAUGUGGUAGCUAUCGGUUCGUCAGUUUCCACCCGAACUGCUAUGAGCAUGAGUGAUUAUAGCUCGCAGUUCGGGUUUCCAUUCGUCUCUUACUCCAGAUCAGACACAGCUUUCCCAGCAGAUUCUCCCAAGGUAGUGAACAGGUACCCAAACAUCAGCCAAAGUUUGAUGAUGGAUGUAACAAGACUGAAGCUUUAUUGGUGCCACACUGGCUUUUAUACAAUUUCCCAUGCAAGGGGCACUCCCCCGUGGACCUUGUGGAGAACAGGGACACAACUUGUUACACAAGUCUAAUAAAAAUACAGCCUCUCUUCUCUGUAUUUCCAGCAUUCUCCACCAAAGAUCACAAUUCCUAAGAUACCGAAAACUGCAAUAUAUAUCCAAAUCUAAGAAAACAGGUCCUGCGCUCAAACUCCCAUCACUGUUGGAUGGCAGAAACGACCAUAGUACACAUCAGCCCCAAUACAUACAGUAAAAAAAAAAAAAAGUUACCCACGCCCUCUCCCAAAUCCCUAUGUUUAUUUGAACAAAUGGAGGUUAUUUAGUUACUCCAAUGGCCAUUGGAGGGAAUGCCCACCUGCCACGUCAAGGCAAACCUCUCAGGUGGGUCCUACACUAACCUUUCACCUUGCUUCCGUGAGCUUCUGGCAAAGAUAUCUCUAAUGAGACAGAAAGGGGUAUUGUUUAUAUACACCCCUAUAUGCUUAUUAACCCAUAAUAGGGAACACAUGGGAUGGGCGGCAGCAUUGUAACAUAGCUGUGUGAUACAAAAAGUGAAUACAAAUACAAAAAAACAGGUCCUGCACUCAAACAUCACUGCUGGGUGGCAGCAACGACCAUAGUACACAUCAGCCCCAAUGCAUACAGUAUAUACUGUAUAUAUCCAAAUCUACUUAACUGCUUGGGACCAGUGAACAUUUACACUAUUUGUACUGCAUUUCUUUAAAUCUCUCCUAUUUUCUUUAAUGUCUUAGAUACUUUCACAAGGUAUGGGACACCUGAACUGCUAUACUUACAAAUGUCCCCUUCCACGCUCUUUUCUUUUGGCAUGCAAACCUUCCCUGCCCUCGUAUUGCCUCUUCUUUUAUAAUUCUUUUUUAUUUCAAAACUUGUCAUAAUAUUUGGAUAUACCAUUUACAACUUUUCUGCCCCACCUUUAAUUUCGAUGAUUGUAUUGUCAUGAGAAUUCUAACGAUCAAUUAAAAAUGUAAAACAAUGAUUAAAUACCAUGCAAAUAGGACUGCAACAAUGCAUUCAUGCAAUAUACUCCUUUAACAUGCUAAAAAGCUUUAGGUGUCAUUUUGCAAAAAGUCCAGAUUUCAAUAGAAAUUUACACUUUUAUCAAUUAACCUCAAUGCAGGUGACUUCAAGAGGCAGCAAUUGCCCAGAGCACCUGACUUACUUCUCAUUGAGCUGUGAUUGGUAGUCUGUGAUUGGACAGCCACAGAAAGUCUGGGCGGGGUUAAAAGGGGAGAGCUUGCAAAGGCAACAUGCUUGCACUGCAGGAGAGAGAACUGCAGAUUUUGCAAUAUGUUUUCAGAUUUACCCCCCCAAUUAAAAAAAUACCUAAUUAAAUGUGUUUUCAUUUGGGGUAUAGCCACUAAACAGUAACUUUGAUUUAUUUUGUAUUUGGGCAGUGGAGUGUCCCUUUAAGUCUCAAAUGGAAUGUGUAAGCAAAAUAGCACGAUAUACUGGGUCAUAUGCCUGCAUUGGUUGAUGGCCGCUAAAAAACAAGGGACUGUAUACUAUUGAGCCCUGUGAAAUGGAAAAAAAGUUGUAUAUGGAGGCAGAGACAUGUCCUGUUAACCUUUUUCCAUUUUACACUAUCCUCUGCUGUCAAAUUACAUGUUUUUCUAUUCAGUAAUACUAUGCAUAUUAAGUUAACUAUACAUUUAAACAAAAUACAAUUGUAUCACAUUCUUUUUUUUUUUGUGUUUCUUCUGUUCCCCUUACAGUUGCAAGCCACCCACACUGUAACUGUACAACUGGUAUGUGUGAUGCAUUUUCCAUAGGUACAUAUUAUGUUUACCCAUUCAACAUAGAGUAUCAUAUUUUAGCUUCUGCAAUGUUGUAUGUCCUGUGGAAGAAUAUUGGGCGCAGCAUCAAACAUCGCCAUCAUAAAACUAAUCUAAAAUUUCAAGGUGUGGUUGUCGGUGUUAUUUUUGGACUCAUUGUCCUGGCUGUAACAAUCGGAGUUGUUGUCCUUUAUUUGCUCAACAUCGGACGCUCAAAGGAAAGUAGCGAGGCGGCAUUAACUGUUUACUACUUGUAUUCUGCUGUGGUGCUGAGUGGAAUGUGCAUAGCUGCAGUUGUUGGUCUCAUCCUUCACAGACUGGACAGACAACCUGCAGUAGUGGAGAAAAGUCCAUCCUUAAAACUGGAUGAAGAGCUAUUAGUGGGUUCGGCCUGCGGCUCUUGGAUCACAUCAUGGGGAUCUAUUUUGGCAGUCAUUUACGCUGAAAGUCACCCAACCUAUACUUGGUAUAAUUUACCUUAUUCUAUUUUAGUCCUGAUUGAAAAGUACAUCCAAAACCUUUUCAUAAUUACAUACAUAUAUCGCAAGGAUGAGAAAAUAUGUACUGAUAAAAUUCCCAAUAUAUAUUUGAAGCAACCUCAACUUGCAUCAUCUGAUGACAAUAAUCAUGUAGGACCGUGUGGUGGACCAGAUGUGCGAGAGAAUGGCUCUUUAUCAAAUAAUAUUGACAAAAAAGAAAAUGAAGAAAAUAAUUCCAUUCCUGCUUUUGAUCACAUGCCAAGCAACAAUACAAAUCCAGGGAAUGGUGGAUUAAAGAAACAAGUGCUAAAAAACAUUACAGUUGCCCUAUUCAUCAGCAAUAUCUCGGUAAGUUAUUACAUAAUUUUUCUUCUUCCAAUGUGUGUUUUAUUGACUUUGCAAGUAUAACUGGGAUACAGAAAGUAAGUGGGGGGUGGGACAAAAAACAAAAAGAAGUAUUCAGCUUAAGAGUAUAUUCCAUUGUAUCAGACACAGUAAAUACAUCUCAUAUUAAAAUCAACUGUCACAUAUCAUAUUCAUUUUUGGAAGGUCCUGUUGCACCUGAACCCUUUGUGGUGCCAGGGGUGGAGACAAUUAAUCAGUUGGAGUUUCCAACAUACUGGAGUAGGUGGGGAUCCUCAACUGCAUUGUGGUGGUGAAUAUACAGGCUACUCAACAGGUUAGGUAGUAAGCGUUGCCUUGCCCAUCAUCUACAACACUCUUAGACUUAUAUUGUGGGGAGAAGUAUCUGGUGUUUCUUUGUUAUCUUUCUCUGUGAUAUGUUCUGCAUAGAAAUAGGUAAUUUAGCUAGAAGUGAGGGAAUGGGGGAGGAGAGUAUGGGAAGGGAAGGGGGAAAGGAAAACCCCAAACCAGAGGGCCUGAGACUUUAGUUCUCGCUAUGACCAAUUAUAGGAUGACUGGUGGUGUCAAUUUGUUGAAUUUGCUAUGGUAUGUCGUGGUCAAAGUGAAAUACCUUGGUUGAAAGUUGAAGCAUUACGUUCAAGGGAAUCUUUUUUAUAGUACCAUAACUUGACACAUUAUACAGUUUAGCAUUAUACAUGGUUUGCAGUUCUACAGUUAGUGAGAGUUCAGGUUUAUCAUGUAGCCUAGCAUGUUGAGUAUAGUUUCUAUGAAUGUUCAGUGUUUACGUUUUGUAGAGGCGGGAGGUGGAUGACCAUUGUGAGGAGAUGCCUGUAGACCCUCAACAGACGUGGUAGUGAUGCCGCACAGAUUUCGUUCAGGGCUUCCCCUGCACUGAUCGAAAAACAAAGCAAAAAGAAAAAAAGUGGAUGGGAGGACACCAAGGGGGAGAAUUGUGUCUUGGGUUGAAACGUUAAUUUGAUUCGUAGAUACUAGCACCUUUACCUUCCAAGUAUGAGAUUGUAAAUCUAGACGUGCGUUAGUUGUAGUUCCAGUAAGGAGCGUUGGCCUUGUGUGGAGUGUAAUUGUGCAUAUGAGUUAGCCCCUGUUGUGGCCAACUCAAAUAGGAAAAUGUUUUAUUACAUCAUUUUUAAAAUCCAGUAUGCAAGUGCAACUAAUAUCUACUCACAUUAUAAGAAAUAACAGUAAAACUGUUUUUAGAGUAAUAUAAAUGGCAGAAUUCCUUAAGCUGUACUUUCUUACCAGUAGAGUUCUUCAGGGAUUACUUGUAUUUAGAAAUACUUAUAUCUACAAAUAUACACAUAACACGCAAAAUGUAGUUGAGACAAAGGGCAAAAGCAGCCAAUAAAAUGUUUCAAUGGCCUUUUAUAUACAACUGCUUCAGAGUGAAGGCCAUAAAGUGAUAUCUUUGAGCUUCCUAACUGUUAUCUGACUAAAUUGAUGUAAACAACAUAUAUUUAGGAUUGAAUUAUUAGUAUAAAAUACAUUCAAAUAGUGACUUUCAAAACUCCACAAUAAAGUGCUAAGUGAAAGAGUGCUAUCAGUUUGGCACAUAAGUUCCCUAAAAGCAGAAGAACUACCCCAAAGAUCUCAGAUCUUCCAUAUGUGCAUAUAUAGAUUAUAGGAAAAAAUGAAAAUGGUACAACAUAGUGCAAAACUGUAUAAUAAAAUUUUGGUAUGAUAUCAAUGUCAAUUGGCCACUCACACUUUUGAGUCAAAUAAAGAGCCUUCAGAUUUUUUUGUGCACUUUAUUUGUAUUGCUAAUUUAUUUGAUUACAUCUUGUCUUUUUCUCAAUGACUGACAUUGAAACCAAUAAAGCUCAAGACCUGGGGAAACAUCCACCAGUUAUCGUAGGAAGGUUCUUUAUUUGGCUUUAAAGUGUGAGUGACCAAUUGGCAUUUAUAUUAUACCAAAAUUGUAUUCUUUAGUGUAUAUAUGUACAUAUUAAAGAUCUGAGAAGCUCUUCGGGGUAAUUCUUCUGCUUUACGGGAAGUUAUAUAUUCUAUACAAAAAAUGGUCAGUUUGUCUGUGGUGACAUAUUGCAUGUACGAGCCCAUCAAAUAAUUGACCUCUGUUGAAAAAAACAGGUCAUAAUAAUUAUAAUAAUAAAGCUGUGUACACACAGUAAAAUGAGAAUAGGUCAUAUGUCCAAGCAAAAUAGAAAUGUACACUACUACAUGUGAAUGUUCUGAAACCAUUUUGGAAAAAUAGUUCUUUUUAAAAACACUGGUACACAUUAUAUUAUCUAGACAAUCACAAUGUCAUACCUCCUAACCGCCCAUCUUUAGGAGGACACCCUAUUUUGAACAUUCACCCUUUUCUAUCCUAAUGUCCCUUUAUUUCUAGGAGUGCCAUAUUGUAGAUGAGUCUGAGUGUAUAAUAGAACACCACAGCAAUAAUAUGCACAGUAAUGUGUCUUUAAAGGAACACUAUAGCAUUAGCAAUACAAAAUUGUAUUCCUUACGCUACAGUGUCCCUAUGCACUAAGAUAAUUUUCCACCCCUACUCCCGAGUGUUGUAAGGGUUAAAAAAAACCUUUAACCAGCCACCGGCGCUGGCUCUGUCUCUGCCUCCUCUGACAUCUGCAAUCAGGGGAAAUCUAAUCGACAUGCGAGGCGAGUUCCACAUGUACAUUAAGCCUUCCCCAUAGGAAAUCAUUUAUCUUUCGUAUGCAGAAUAUGAAGACGCUGGAAGCAUGACUGUCCCACUGAAUCAAGAGUGUUGCAAGGCCUGAACAUGUAACGAUUGCCCUUUAAGAAGUAACUACUCAGAAAGCAAACUGUACGUUUCACUUGUGCCUAGUACAGAACUUGGGAGACUUUUUUUGUACAUAAUCUCCUGAUCUCCUUGGGAUGUCAUGUCUAGGGGAAACAUUUUUAGAAAUUUCUCAGUAUAAUCCCAACUUUGACCAUCUCACCCAUCUAGUUCUUCAAGCCAUUAUAUCAUACUAUACAAGAUAAACAAUUAUGAGGUUUAUUAAAAUACAGAAAAUGUUGACAUGAGAUAAUUUCUUUGUUUUUCAGCUGUGGAUCCCACCAGCUUUUGGUUGUCGUCCACAAUAUGAUAAUGGAUUGGAAGCUGUUGUUUUCGGCUUAAUUCCAUGGAUUUUUAUUAUUGAUAUUGCACUCCCAUUUUCCAUAUUCUACAGAAUGCACUCUGCCUAUUCCCUUUUUGAUGUGUACUGCAAAAUAUGAACAUUUUCAAUAGUGAUUAUGCACUAAAACAAAGAUAAGGUCGAUUACAUCAACGAACAACCUAAUGUCUCCUGAACAAUUAGACAUUUUAUAUUUUCUGUAGAUGUGAUGUGUUCAAUUAAUUUUACAUUUCUUAAUUCUAGGAUAUAUUUGAUUUUUAUAUUUCUAAGAAAUCUUAACAAAUCUAUCUUGAUGAUAUAGUCCUCUAC